This is a messenger RNA of Cinara cedri, 75752 nucleotides long. Lineage: Eukaryota; Metazoa; Arthropoda; Insecta; Hemiptera; Aphididae. The record is from the annotation of a GenBank genome assembly.
CGGUUAUCGUACGUUAGCGUUCUCCGUGUCGCGCCCGCGCGCGAGACCGACCGAAUCGUUUACAAUUGAUAACGACACACAUACACACACACACACACACACACACACACACGCACGCACGCAUACGACACAUAGCAUACACACGCACACGCGUAAAUAUCGCGCAACGCACACCGGUUAUAAAUCGCGUAUUUUCGUCCGGUCGCGAGUGCGACUCGCAGAACAAAAAAACAAACACACCGUCCGUCGUCGUCUCGUCACGGCGGCGUCCACGACGAGACGCGCCGUCGUCACACACGCGCAUCGCACGCAGCAGCCCCCGGUCGCAGUCAUGGAAAACAAAAAACCGAAAGAGAAAAGAAGGUAAAAGUUCUGAUAAUAAUGUUGUUGUUAUUAUUUUGCCACGAUAAUGGUACGUUUGUACCGGCGUUCAGGCGGGCGCGCGAUCCGACGGGAACAUAAUGAGGUCACCGUCGAAUCGGCCGCGUUCGAUUGUCAAACCGUAUUAUCGCCGUUAUUAUUAUCAAUAUUAUAUUGUCGUCGUCGUCGUCGACAGCCCGCGUUUGGACGCAGUGUAAUCGUCGUCCCGCGUCCGCGGAUAUUAAAACGUUAUUGCGUACCCACGUUAUUGUAUUAUCGUCACAUAUGAUAUUAUUGUUAGUGUUGUUAAAUAUCACAUCGCGGGGCCACGUCGUGGCAGGCCUUUUCGGGCCGUCAACCCGCCGGCGCGCCGGCCGUGGACCGGCGUUACGCGAACGGCCACCCCCCGCCCACCCUCCCUCCCCGCAAACCUUCGGCCGGCCGAAGUUUUCGACGCAAUUAUCACAUUAAUUAUUUAUUAUUUAUUUAUUAUCAUCAUUUGGUGUUUAAACAUAAAUUAACGCCGCGGAACCGCAAACGCGGCGCGCCGUCGGCCGUUCGCGGAGCAUUUACCCGAACGUUAAAACCGUUUUUGUCGGCGCGUUUAUUCCAGAGUUUUAUUCGCGACCACACUCGUGUGGUUACCGCGUCGGCUCCCGGGAGGAUACGUUUUGUUUUCGUUCGUGUGUCGCACCCACCGUCUUUGACGUACUGUGAUAGUAUCGCCGGGACGGCCGCCGAGGCGCGUACGAACGUAGGUGUACACGUGAAAUAAUAAUUAUUACGCGCGGUUGGGUAGAAAGUAGUCAGUUUCAUAAAACUUCCGUGAUACUCGCGCCUGCCUACGUAUUUUUCGGUAUCGGUCGUCUCGCGGGCAAAUCGCGGUGUUCACCGUAAAUACGUCUUGCGAGUCGCAUGUAAUUACAAUGUCGUUCGUAUCGUCGGUGCCUACUCCAAUGCUAUUGCCGACAAAACAGUUAUUACGAAACUAUUAAGAGACGACUGUAAGAAUACGCGUUUGUUUCCGAGCGUACUAUUAGAAGCCCGUAUACACCUCUAAAUAUCAUAUUAUUUUCCGUCGGUGUAGUAUUGUUGAUAACGCGUAGACGUCAUAUUAUUCCGACCGUCGUAAUCAUUAUCAGCGUAUUUUGAAUGUUCAAACGAAUUGACCGGAGGUUUUCGCCCGGAGCUACGUUGGCAUGUUUAUAACAGCGAAAAAACGAUUUGGGUAAAUCGGUAUUUAUACCUAUCGUGGUGAUCAACAAAAUAAUUAGACUAAUAUAAUAGCACCUCGGGUAACACCUAUACUAAUGUGCUUUGACAAUCGGUAUCGUCGGUUCAUCGGUUGUGAAUAUUUUUGAAUUUCAAUAAUAAAAUUUGGAUUUUAGAUAAAAUCUCAAGUAGAUACCGAGUAUAUUACCUGUACUUUAUCUACUUGGGCAGAUAUUUGUAUCCCGAAUCGCAAAAUAAUUGUUUGAGAUUUAUAAAACAUCAGCAGGUUAACUGUUUUAACAUUAGCUCAUUUAUUAACAAUAUGUUAUUAAAUCAUUUUUUUUUUAAACAAUAUUUUAAUAGUAUGAGUACAUAUCAUACGUAUUCUUGGCUAUAUAAAACGGUCAUGUAUAGAUUUUUUUGACUCUUUUGCUUAGAAAAUUCUUUACUUUUCUUUAGUGUGUUCGAACCUUGGAUAUUGUCUACCAAUUUAUAUAUAUUAAAUAUAAUAAAUAAUACAACUAAACAAAAUUAAAUUAUUGAAUCUGUACAGAACAACUUUUUACGUUUAAGUCUUUUAAAUGUAAAAUAAACAAGUCAGUGCAUGGUUCAUAUGAUAAUCCAAAUUUUUCCAUAAAUUAAUUUCUGACUUUAUAGAUUGUCCAGAACUACCUUGUUUAAGCAAUUUUAAAAUUAAUUCCUCUAAUACUAGAAAUCUUGAGCUUUUUAUUCUAAUAAAAAAUAUAUGUUAAAUUGUUCUGCUAAUCUAUUAAUGAUUGCAGAUAAUAGUUAUACCUAUGAUUUUAACUAGUUAAUGUUUUAGUUAAGUUAAGUCAAUAUUAUGUACCACGCUUAUUAUUACCAAUUGUAAUAUUUUACUGCUGUAUAUUAAUCGUUUUGUAAAAGGACACCGUCCAUUUAAAAUUAUAAAUAAAUAAAUCAGUUCAUGUAAGUACAUCAUUUUUGCAAGAGGUGCAAAUACCCAUAUAUAAAUACCCAUCAAUAAAACCCAGUAACAAUUCUUUGAAAUCUUAAAAAAAGAACCAGUUGCUUUAAAAUAAUUAAAUUGUGCUGUAUAUUUUAUAAUUCCAAACAGUCUAAAGAUCGUUUAAUGUUAGGUUUUAAUUUAAUAAUUCUUUAAAUUCUUCAAUUACACACUUCAUCAUAGUUAUUUUUAGCAGCGAUAUGUUCUACAAAAUAAAUACCAUGCGAAUUGAAUUUACUCGUUUUUGUACCAUACCUACUCCUUAAUUUUGUUUUUACAAUAGUUAAUCUACAAAUUUGAACAGAAGCAACUUGUGUCUUCUAUGGGCACGACAGUUUAAGGCACUUUAAAUAUAUUUGGGAAAUUAUCAUAUUAUGGUAAUUUUUGUAGCCAGCUAUGCACUGUUUUUGCUGUGGAUAUGUAAUAUUAUUACACAUUAUUAUAUGAAAUGAACCAAUUAAUAAUUUUACUAAACGUAUUUCAGCAUUUAAUUCAUCUUAAUUUGAUAACAAUAAGUGAUUCCCAGGGCUUGGGACUUUUAUUACUUAAAAUCCCUGAUAAAAAAAGCCCUGAUAAAAGCACUCAAAAAGUAUUUAAAAAAGCAAAAAUGUGUGAGGGGUUUAAAAAUUUCCUUCUAACAGGUCUAACUCUCAGUCUAGUUUAUAAAAUAAUAUUUGUUAAUACUACAAAUAUGAUUUUGUUUUUAAAACACUUAUAAUUUUAAUCAAAAGCAACUACUUUGGUUUAAUCAUUUUUUUAGUAUUAGAAAUUUGUAUCUAAUAAGUUAGAACCAUUAAAGGGAGAGGACUUUUAAACUUCUCUAUGAUUUUUGUACUUUUAAUUAUUUUUAAGUGCUAAAAAAGCACUAGUGAUAACACAUGUAAUAUCGCACAUAUAGAACAAAAUUAUUAUUAAACUUUUUUAGUUUUUGCUAUUAAUAUAAUUAACUAUAACACGAUUCGCAUCUGCAAACUCUGCAUAUCUGCAUGCUUAUACCCCUGCCUAUACCUGCCUAUAUCUGUUUUAUUUAUUACGUUAAGAAUUCAAUGAAAAUAUAACCUAGGAUACCGUAAGUAGGUUGAAAUCCUUUUAUAUUAUAGACAGUUAUUUUUUUAUAAUCUCUACCUCGGAAUCAAUUUACUUAUCUUUCUCUAAACACUAUGUCUUGUCACUGGUGUUGAUGUCAAAUGUACCAAUCCUGUAAUGUCUAUGGUUCCUGUAGUGUCUUGUAAAUUGUAAUUUGUAUACAAAGUAUGACAUAAUGCUUUGGAGGAUAUAGAUGUCUUAGACCUUCUUAUAGUUCUCUUGCCUAAAAAUUUUCUUCCUUUCAUUCUAUGAUGAUUGGUGGCAUUUAUAAAUUCGUUAUGUCGUAUCAGGUGUUCAAAUAAUUUUGUUUUUCUAGAAUUUAUUUUUGUUGUUUGUAUGAUCUCUCUAUUUUUAUUUACUGCAUCUAGUAUUUGUUAAUUCGUCUUUCAGGCCGUAUAAUUUAUUUUUGUAAUUCUCCUAAAAAAACCAUAUUUUUGAUGCAAUUAGUCUGUUACUCUUUUGCUUACUUAGGGUGCACGCUUUACACCUUUAAAUCAAGAUGCGCCAUACGAAUGUCUUUGAAAACCACGCUAAGAACCUUUUCAUCGUAGUUAUUGAUAGGUUUUGAUUUACAAGUAGAUUCCGUUUUUUUAGAAAGACUAGUUUAACAAGCGCUAUUAUUUUCUUUACGUCUUCGACAUUUUUUGGUAUUUAUAAUUUGACUACCCAAAUAGUAGCAUUUUUGAGUUUAAAGCUCUAUUAAAAGGUUGUUUAUUGUUUCUGUGUCGUUCUUAUCUACAAUCAUCGAUUUAGUCUUGCUUAGGGCUUAGCUGAUGUUUUAUGACUUAAGCAUUUGAUUCAUAUAUUUUUUAAAUUUUUUUUUAGUUCUCUAACAUUAACAAUGCUGUUUACGAAAUGAUUUUAAUAGAUACCUAUAUUGACUAUUUACUAUUACUUCUUUACUGUUGAUUUUCGUCCGUUUUGUAGCUUCUUCUAUGAAUAGCCUAUUUAAUCAGAUCUUUAACAUCUAAAAGGUUAUAGGUAUUAAAUAUGUCAAAGUAUUUUUUCAGCUUACAUUAUAUUUUAAUAAUGUUCUCAAUAUUUGAAAAAAAUACGGCUAAUUUUGGGUUCAUUUUAGCACCGUGGAAUAGUUUUAUAAUGCAUGUAUAAAUAAUAUUUGUUUUUGUUUUUUAAGUUCGAGCAGAAUGACAGAGUGUAGUAUAGGUGUAUCAGUAAUACUUUUAAACGUUAAUUUGUUCUGUUAACUUCGAUAAUUCUUGCACGCGUACACGUUUAAAUGAAUUAAAGAUUGCCUGGUGUUGUUUAAAAGUUAAAAGAUAAGUAUGUUACAUUUAAAUUGAUACAUUAGUUUUAUAUCUCACACGUCGUCGUUUAGGUACUACUUUAUAUAAUCACAUUUUGAAAAAGCUCGAGAAUUAUUUAUUGUAUACUAUUGUACAUAAUAGUAGAUAUUAGGUAUCUAUAACAAUUAUUCAUUUAUAAAUAACAAUUUAAAUUAUGGCUUAGGUACUUAUUAUUAUAUACCUACCUAAUAUACUUAGUUUAUUUUAGUACCUAUCAUUAAGUUACUCGGGUAUAAUAAAUAAAUAUGAGACUUGGUUUUAACAUUUCGUUUUGUUAAAUACGAAUUAUUAGACUAUACGUACAUAUAUUAUCAUAUGUGAACUAUCCAUGGAUCCACGGAGAUUAAAUUUAUCGUGACGUUUUAAUCUCUAAUAUUAAUUAGAUGUCUCGAUUAAAACCGUGGACGUGAAAUGGGUUACACUAGUGUUAACCUAACGUUAGGACCUAACCAAUGCGAAUGAUUCAAUUUGCAGGUUAUCAAAAUUUCGAUUUUGGGCCAAAACCAGACAAAGCAGUUUCAUAUCAUGCUUAUUCUAUGCUUUGGUACCUAGCAUCAAAUUACGAGCAUCUAGUAUUAAAGGAAUGUAACAACCAAAAAUUAUAUUUUGAUUAUUAACUUAUAAUAUUCAACUUUUAAAGUAGUUUUUAGUAAUAGAACGACAUAUUUCCAGUGAUACUGUGAUACUGAAUAGAUAUAAUUUAUUACAUUAAACGUAUCAACAACAAUAAAAAAUUAUUAAUAUUAAACAAGCGUGUUAUAUCUCUUGACUAAUAUUAAUAUACCUGUCUACUAAUGUUGUGCUCCUAGUAAUUUGAGUACCUACCUAUAUAGACAGAUUUAUGGACUUACUUUUUACAAACAUCCGAUUGAUAAUCUCAAUAGUUAUAAAAUAUGGGAACAAUGGUUUUAUUAAUUCUCGGUCGAAUCUGGUUAAUAAAACGUGACAUAAGAAAAUAUAUCUAAGGAAUAAAAACGGUUUUAUUUGAAAAUUAUUGUUUGAUAAACAUAAAAAAAAAAUUAUUACCAGAGCUUCGUCACUAAGAAUCGAAUUUUCUUCCGCCUAUUUUCUAUAAUAGAUGUAUGUAUUACCUAUAUAAUAAUGUACCUAUUCUUUGCGAAACAAUAAUACAGCAAGUAAUGUAUACUUUAAUAAUUAUAAAAAAAAAAAAAUAAAAAUGGUAAAAUUUUAUCAAAAAAGUGGGGUUUGAACGAGAGUUAAAAGUUAAAACCUCCAAAAGCCAAUAUUAUUAAACGUCACCCUAAACUUCAAAUAGCUCUUAUUCGGUAAAUUUUGGAUUUAGAAUACGAGAUGAUAGGUUAAGUGGCUUAAAAAAAAAUUCUAUAAAUUCGAAUAUGGUUUAAAUGUAGGGGUUCUCAUAAAAAAAAAAAAAAAUUAUCGCCUAUAUGGUAGCGCCAAAUAGUCCUACAUCCUAGUAUUAGAUAUCGUAUCCUCAAGAAUUUCGAUUUUUAUUAGGCAUAUUACAUGUAUUACAUGAUGUUAAUUUAAAACUACUAAUUUGCAAUCAUUACCAGUCUAUAUAUAAUAUUAUACUUACCGCAUUAAAUUAAGUUCUAAGAUAAUGCACCUAACAUAAAUUUAAACGUAUGAGUGUUUACUGUUUACCGAGAUCUUCACAAAGAACGACUAUUUAAAAAACAAAAAAAGACUUUGCUGUUUACCUAUAUAUUAUAAAUAAGAAAAAAGAAAGAAAAAAAAUUUAACUAGGUAUAAGUGUGUGUAUUAUGUAUCAUAUAUUUUUUAUCGUAAUAGGCACCCUGCGCUUAUAGAAAAUCGUUCCUACACUUAAAAUUUUAUGACCUCUAUAGGUACCUAUUUACUAAAAUCCAAAUAAGCGUGUAGUACAUUUUUAUUUAUGGAAAUCGACAGUUUUUACUAAUAAAAUUAUAACAAUACGAUAAACUGUAUUAUUAUUAUUUCUUGCUCUUGUAAAUAUAAAAAUGAAACAAAUUAUUAAGUUUUUAUUAUACAAAGAAUUUUAUCGAACAUACGGUAGCGUAUCUUAUUGAUAUAAAUUUAUUUGAUAUAAUUUCCGUUUUUAAAGAUAAAUUCAGAUAAAUAUACUUAAUAUUAUGUAAAAGUGAAAUGAAAGUUGGGCACUUAUUAAAAAUAAAAAUUAAUACAUUAAAUUACCGAACAUAUGAAAUUUUGUAAUUUUAUCACUAAACUAUAAUUGCAACAACUGGAUAAUACAGGUAUCGAAGUAUAACAAUGGCUAUAUUUUAUGAAAUAUAAUUAUUAUUGUAGCCUGUUCGAUAUUAGAUAAAUUUAAAAUUUGUAAAACUAAAUUAAAUUAUUAAAAAAAGCAGUGUUUUUUUUUUUUCUAAUUUCAAGAAAUUAAAUGAUUUCAAACUAUAAAUAUAAUUUUUCUCAGUAUUUUCUGAUUAUUCCUAGAUACAAACUUUAUUACUCAUCUUUUCUAUAUAUAGCACUGUUAAAUUAAAAUAGACAGAAUUAGUCGCCUUUUGUCAAUUAUAUACCGGCAUUCUAAUCCAAAUGUGUUUUUUAAAAAUUAUUUAUGAUUAUAUUUCAUUAAUAUACAAAUGUUUGAUGCAAUUACUUUAUGUUUUCCGAGCAAUUUUUUUACUAGUUAUUUAUUUUUUUCACCCUUCAAAAUUUUAUUUAAUAAUAACUAAUAGAUAUUUACCUACCUAAUAUUAUAUUAAUAGUUGUUUAUACAAUUUAUUUAAAGAAAUCCCACAUAUAUUUUUUUGCAUAUUAUAGUAUGCACAUUACACAUGUUCUUGAGUUUAUUCCGUCAACAAAAAUAUAGGUAGGUUUUUUUUUCUAAGUAGCUAGGUAUAAUCAUGACAUUAUGCAGAAUCUUUAAAUUGUGUUUAUUGUAAAAUGUCACAAAGAAAAUUAACUAUCAAGUUUAAGUAUACAAUACGAAUAUAAUAAUAUAUUAUUGUAUUCGAUAAAAUUAAAAGUCAUAAUUAUUAUUAUAGUAGAUCUUUUAACAAUAAAACAAUUUUAGCAAAAUAUCAACAGCGCAUCGUCGGUUUACUAGCAAAAUGUUAUAAAGUAAAAAUUCUGACUUUUUUUUUUAAAAUAUUUUGUAAAUAAAUGUGACGUCAGCUACAGUUUUUGAUUUUCCUGUCAUAUAGCUUUGUUAUGCUGGCCCGCUGAUUUAUUGAUUUUCUGUAGAAUUGUAACUGUUGCAAGAUGCGUUCGAAUUGCCCGUGAUAUUCUAAUAAACUGACAUAAUAUUUUAAGCUUCAUAUAUUUUUGGAUAUUUUUAUUUCACCGAUUAAAUUAUUUAUGCUUUACGUUUUAAUCUACUGCUUUCGUUUUUUUUAGCUGUGUGGCGAAAUAUGUAUGUUUAAUUUUUAAAAUCAACGAAUCACAAUAAAAAAGCUAUUUUUAUUUGUCAUCACUUAUUUGAAUUAAAAAAAUCCCUCAUAUUUUAUGAAAUAUUGAUAAAAAUAAAUUCUUAUGACUAAAUGUUUGACAAAUUAACUAAUGUGAUGUGGAAGGACUAAAAUUUUAAGUGGCUUAUCUUCAAAUCCCCUUUAAUAUCCGUCUAUGAUAAGUAUUUAAACUGAUUUUUCAGUUUAGAUUUUUUUUUGUCGUAACGAUUUUGUGUCUAUUUAAUAAUAUUUUUGAAACAUUAUUACAUUAAUUAAGUUAAUAAUAUCAAAAUUGUUUUUUCUAAAACUCUAUUAUUAUUAUUAUUCAUCAUUACUAUUGAAUGUAUAAUAAUACAACACGUAGUUGUAUCGCGCGAUGCCAGUGAGACGAACUAAAUAAUAUCCAAGAGAUUACUCCCAGACGUCUGUCUCUUUACCCUUUUCGUUUUGUUGUUAACAUAUUAUUAAUAUUGUACCUACCCGUAGUAAUUCAUAUGGUCCAUUCGAAAUAAUAAUACUAGCAAGUUACCACGAACGUAUAUCCACUGUAGAUCUUUCUUCGUGGACGACAAUUAAUGGUAUUAAUGAAUAUCUCGUCAUCUCCCACACUUCCUUUAGCUAUCGGCACAAUUAAAAUUGGAUAUUAUUAUGCAAACCGAAAAACGUGUUAUUUAUAGAACUCCUGUAAAUUUGUAUUAUUAUUAUUUUUAUUAUUAAUUUAUGAAGUUUAGUGAUUGAACCUUAUCAUUGUAUAACGGCAUUAACAAAACAUUAUGUUUUGCCGGUAUCUAUAAUAAUUAGGAAUAGGCCUCUAUCACUUUUUACCGAUACCACCGAUACCAAGUAUCGGUUUUUGUAUCGACUCACCCUUAAUAAUAAUAUUAUAUCGACGCUUGGCAAACAUAAUAAUUAUAUGCUUUUAACGGUUUUAGUUUAUACAGGUAAUAAUGCAAUAUGCAUUAUUUAUCGAUCACAUCUAACCGCACUAAAAGUAUUGUUAUUAAAUCGUAUCGUGUGAUUUUCGAUAAAGUUUGAUAGUGUAGUAACCGCUAUGGUUUAAACCGCGGUACCUUGCCAGAUUGCAUAUAAGUAUUCCAUACAUGAGCUUGGCACCUGUAUUAAAAUUUAAAAUCAAGCUCUACAAUUGGUUUAUUUGAAUAUACCACCAAAUAUUCUGUAUAGGUAAUCAAUAAUAUUGUUAUCACAUGAAUAUACCGCCAAAUAUUUUAUAUAAUACAUAUAGUACAUAUUAGAAUUAUUUGAAUGAAAUGUAUAUAGCUUAAAAAUAAUCCUCGAUUUAUUCUGCAAAACCAUGUCGGGUCAGUAAUAGGGAAAAGUGAAAAACCAUUUUGGGUCUUAUUAACUGAAAAGUUUAACUUUAAAAAUAUUUUUGGGGCACCUUGCAAAUUUUUUCAACGUUCAAUUUGACACCUUAUAUUUAAGAGACCAGGAAAAAAAAAAUUAAAAUCAAUAUUUAUUAAGUUUGAAAUGUUGCUACCAGCUGAUAGAAAUAGUUUCACCUGUGGUAAUAUAUCUAGUAUAUUAUUAUAGUAUUAAUGUUAGUGUUAGAAGAAGUUUUCGGUUAAUGACUAUAUUAAUGAGAAAACAUAUCCACUUUAAAUAGUUUUUACUUUAUGAAAUGCACAAUUUCAUCAAGCAGAUGCGACAUUUUAUUUAUUUCAGUCGAGUUACAAGGAAAAACUUUAUUUAUUAAUUUAAAAUUAGCUUUUGGAUCCGAUUUUUAAAUUUCCAUUGUCGAAUUGGAUAAUGAAGAAUAUUAUACGAUUUAUUAAUGAUUAUUAUUAUUAUUCACUACAUCCCCUCCCAUUCCUGGGAACGUCACUGUGUAUGAUAGUAUAGAAGCACCAAGCACAAGUAUGUUUUGAAUGUAAUAUGAAUGUUAUACAGUAGUGUAUUAUUAUAUACGACACAAUAAUAAUCUAAUAUAUUACCACUGAUAAGUUAUAAUUAUUGAAACCCGGAAAUGUAUGCCAUUGCGUCUUAAAUAAAAUAAAUUGCUGCUGGAUCGUUUACAAACCAGUUUUAAUAAAUUCAAUAUUUUACAGUGUUACUAUAUCUAUAUUAAGUGUUGCAUAUUUCAUUCAUAUUUGCAUGCAAAUUGUAACACAAAAGUGCUUCAACUUAUAAACUAAACUUUUACUACAUUGGUUCAAAUUUAUAUUGUGCACGAAUCUUUGAAUCUUAGUGUACCUACCUAUAUUUAAAUAAUUGGCUUUUAAAACAUUUCGGUUUGUCAGUAAUAUACUGAUAUUAAGUAUACGUUUUAUUUUUGGUAUUUAUAAAUUUUUAUACCAUGUAAUAAUAAUGCAACUUAUUUUUUUUUAUCAGCUAUUGUUGGUGAAAAUAGUAAUCGCACAAACGGUAGGUAUAUUAUAUUUUGUAAGCAUUGCAUAUUUGCAUGGAUUAUUAUUAUAUUGCAUGAUGAUUAUUUAAAAAAAAAAAAAAAAAGGUGAAGAAGUGUAAAUAAUAAUAACAACUGAUAGUUUAUUUUGAAGAAUUAAAAACAGUAAAAAUGACAUUUGUUUUUAUACAAAGUUUUAUGAAAAUAAAAGAAUAACUGUAAGAGUUUAUUCAAACGUUGUAGAUGAGACAUUUUUUUUUAAAAAAGUCUCGGUGAAUUAACACAUUUUGUAUCUAUUGUUGUCGACUAACUAGUUUAAUACAUAUUUCAUCUGUAUUUAUAGUGCGUUAGACAAAUAUUAAAUUAAUACAAUAAUUAUUAUUCUUCAUGUUUACUUAUGCAUUAAAUAUGUAAUUAAAUAAUAAGUUUAACUUUAUAUGGUUUGAAACAAUUACUGUAUGGUUAAACAAUUAAAACCGAUAGUAUUAUCCAUAAUGUACAUAAUAUAUUAUAUUAUAUUAUAACUACUAUUUAGUAUCUUCCUUUUUACUUUUAGUUAUAGUAGUAGUAGUACUUUAAAUUUACUUUUAUAGUUAAAAUCUUUAUGGCGAACGCUAUUUUACAAUAUGAAUUUUAAUUAAACCAAGCGUUUUAAUCAAAACUGUAUGUCGUUGUUAACGAGUCUAUAAUAUUCGUCCCGAAAAAUACUUGUUCCAACCAAUUUUUAAAACUUUUGGUUAACAUUGAAACAAUCAUUAUGAAGUAUAAAAUUUGCGCAUUGAUUUAUACGUAAAUAGACUGAAAUGUAAAUGAUAUGAAACGAUUCAACUGAUCAUAAUUAUUGUACGGUAAUCGUACUCAUCUGAUAAAAGUUGACUGUAACGAUCAAUACUUUUUUUUUUUUUUUUUAGAAAAUAAUACGUACAGCUUACGAAAAUAUUCUCCUUUUUAAAUUGUGUUAUUUUGUGUUCAACCUAUACGCCAAGAUUUACGUUCCAAGUAUAAGAGAAAACGCGUUAUAGAGAGACAGAGGGAUGUAUCUCGCUUUUUUUAUUAUAUAUAUGUUAACUGACGAGUUUCAGACAGCCAUCACUGAUCUUGAUUAUCUGGAGGUCAAAUAAUUUCCGAAAUCAACAUAAUAUUAAAUUAAGUAUCAGCUUUAGUUCUUAAAUUACCACUAUAAUCUUUAUGGUUUUCACUGAAAAACACGAUAUUCCUAUUCGUGAGCGUGUUGAAAUAAUAUAUUUUACAUGUUUAAUUACAUUAUCAAAUUGUUACCAAUUAAUGCUAUCGUUUAACCGAUCAGUAUAAUAUUGUAAUGGCUAAAAUACGAAAUGCAGAUGAAAAAAUCCACUCUUUGUAGUUUUGGUUUUUGACGAGUCUAAAUAGAAAUCAUUAUAUUAGACAGCCUUGUCAAUUUAACCUCGGCAUAAAUUUUAAUUUGUUUUUUGAAUUUAUAAACAAUUUCAUUAUUCGUUAUUUUGUAUUUUAUAUACGAAUAAAUUAGAAUAAUUUUUGUUUUUUCUCCGUCCAAUUUGUUAAAAAAAAAAAAAUUAUCAUUCGUUGUUAUAAUAUCUAUUCAUUGUUAGUAUAAUAUUAUAUUAUAGUAUAUAGUAAAUUAUAAUAUUAUCGCGUGUAUAUAACAUAAUAUUUUAAAACACGCGUGCGUUAUGCAUUUUGGUUUUUCAUUGUCGUUAAAAAAUAAUGAAUAUUGGUAAUAAUAUGUAGGUAUAUGUAUAUAAACUAACAUCUCCAUUGUGUUAUGAUAAUAUUGUACGUACGUCAUGGUGUCUCUUCGUUUAUGAUGGCGGGGGAGGGGGGGUUCCGUCAAUAUACCUAACUUUGUAACUUUUUUUUGCCACCAUCUGUCAUAGUAAAUAUUAUUAUUGCUGCAGUUGUUGUUUCUGUGGUUUCUUUUCAUUUCAAUAUUUCGUUAAAUCAGCUUUCGUAUACGGCAACUGAACAUUUUGGGCGUCACUCGAUUGUGCGCGAGUGAUGAGAGUAGGUAUUUAGUGCCGUUUGACGAUGAUGGGUCAGAAGUUUAUCCAGAAGUUUAUCAUUAUUCAGCCUAGUACGUAUAUCAUAAAAUUAUACAUGUACGACGAUUGAACGCGAAAAUGGUUGCGACGUUGUCAUCGUUUGUCAAUACGCAGUCCUGUGUACAUUAUACAAUAUCACAAAGCCUACAAUUUUUUUUUCCUGUGAACACUCACAUGACUCAUCAAAAAUUUUACAUAAUUUUGAAUCUGUAAUAAAGCCAUUUGAAGUAUUUCUAUUUGGUUGUGUGCAUAUAUAAGCCCUAAUAAAUAUAAUACAAACAAAUUACAGAUAAUUAUUCCGUAUUCGCUCAAAUCGAUGCCUAUGGUAAAAAAUGUACUCUGACAAUGUUGUGCAUAAUGUUUUUAAUAAAAAAUCGAAAUUAAUGGCUGAUACUGUUGAUGUAUCACUGUUUUAUGAGAGAAGUCGGAAGGGAGGAUAUAAUAUAAGACAAUUUAAUUUAUAUCUGUACGCAACGGUAAACUAUUGAUAAAGAAAAACUAUUUUGAGCAGAAUAUUAUUAGUCCUUUUUUCCCCCCUUUAUUGCCAAAGUAACACAGAAAUAAAAAAAAAAUGUUUACAAAAUAUAGCCAGUUAAUCCACUUUUUUAAGAAAAAACUCCAAGGAAAAUGAAAAAAAAAAAACAAUAAAAAAAACAAUCAUAGGCACUCAUAUUAUAACGAUAAUUCGCUCCAUUCAAAUUCGAAAAAAUCAAUAACUUAGACCAAUAUUGAAUAAUGUGUUGAUAUACAUUUUACCCGAUUUUUCUGGUACAAUAGAAUCUUACCAGUUAUUUUUACAAUCAUUUAGAAUACAUCAUCAACAGUAUAUUUCAACAAUAGUUUUUUUUUAAUAAUAUUCUCUGUGAUGAAUUAUUGUAUGAUAAUAAAUAUUAUUUCCGGGCUAAUAGAUUAUUAAUAAUUAAAUAUAUAUAUAUAUAAAAAAAAAAAAUUAGAAAUCGAUAAGAAAAAAAUAUUUGCACCAUCUCAUAAUAGCAACUUAAAAUUAUGAUAAUAAAUUAAUAAAUACCAAACCGUUAAGUAAAGAAGUAGCAUUUUAUAUGACUAUGAAAAAUAUAAAAUAACAUAAUAUAAUAUAUCGUAUAAACUAACAUAAAUGUAUUAUAGGGGCAAAUGUUACUUCUUUUCGGUUGAUCAGAAACAUAUUAACCUCAAAAAUAAGUAUUAGCUAUUCAAAUUUUAAUUUUGUAUAUAUAAAUCGAUAAGAAACUAAAUUCGAACGAAUAACUGACUCUGGACCAUGGUAGAUACGGUUAUCGAAUUUUCUAAUUUAAAAUGUGAGAUACCCGACGUGACUUUUGCCUUUUAUCCCUAUUUUUAUUUAUACCCAAUGUGGUAUUAGAAUAUACUUAAGUUCUUAGGUUGAUCAAUUAGGAUUAGGACAAUUAACUUCUUUGGAAGAAUGUCAGAUUUGAAGUUUGGACAAGAUUUUUUAUGUAUUCGAAGUUCGUGUGCCUGGAUCUCGAAUAUUCGACCGGUUUUUUAAAUUUAUUUUUUAUCCGAGUAGAGAAAUGAGUAUCUCGUAUUAUAAUGAGCUGUAUCGUUACAAAAUAUCUAUAGGGACGAACUCUGGUGAAAGAGAGUGUUUUAUUUAUAGGUAUAUCGGUACAAAAUAUUUGUAUAAAUGGUUUUAUUGUUUUUAUUUUUUAGUUAUAGUUUUUUUUUCAGUCGUGUUACUUAUCCACGUACGACUGAAAUUAAAAUGUAUGCGUAUUUACAUGUAGCACGGUAAUUCGAAUCGUGUGAAAUUAUGCGAUGUUAUUAUUACUUGUACCUAUACUUAAUUAGUAAUUAUUAUGUGCGUAUACCGGGCGUUAAAAGUUAUAACCUAGGAUUUUGGCUUUACAUAUUAUUGUUUACUGUGGGUAAUAAAUUAUAUUUAUUUACGCAUUAGCGAUUUUUAAUUAAAAUUAAAAAGAUAUCUUCUUAUAAAUAAUUUUAUUCGUUCAGUUAAUUUCUUUACGGUGUCAUAAGCGGCCAGCGCUUGAAAAUAGAGACAUGCAAAUUUUUUAUGUUAGAAAAAAAAUAGUUGUAUACUCGAUUUUUAUACACGGUUUCAUUUGCACGUGGGCCACGCAAAAAUUAGCGACGACACUGGUAUCGUAAAUUACAAUUUAGGUACCCUGUAUUAUGCAUUUAUACGGUACCCAAUAACAAUAUACAUAUUAUAUAAUAUUAGAACAUUAGAACCAUAUUUCAAAUCGUUAUUUAUUUUUAGUUCAAUAUUAAAAUAAACCAGUUCAUUCCUAACGGGUUUAGUUUAGAGUAGGUAUGCCUACGCCUUCGGUCAAGAAACUCCAGCUUCACUGUAAUAUAUUAUAAACAUUAUGUAAAUUAACUUCGAAAGUAUUUUUGUAUUUAAAUUUUAUUUCAUAUUAUAAUUAUUAUUCUGUCGUGCGAUGUGACUGUGUAAGUUCUAUAAAUAAUAUCAGUGAAAUGCAAAUCUGGUACUCUCGUUGUCUAUCCAGCAAAAAUUCAUAAGUCGUUUUUUUCUGUAAACAAAUUUUCUGCCCGACAUUCUGCUCCACCCAAUAGCUCUAUAGGAACUUUUUUUUAAAAUGUCUGAUCUAAUUGGUGCAUCGGGGAGGGUUUUGAUUUACCUUGUUAGUUUUUUUGCUGCUGCAGUUUAGUGAAAUUUGUUAAGAUAGACUUGUGAGUUAUUGCUGGUAAUCGAUGAUACAUAGAUUGUAUUGUCAACGUGAACGGCCAAUUUUGUUUUAUUGGGUUAUCAUAAAAACAAACCACGCUAUGCAAUUAUUUUAAUUUGAUAUAAAAUAUUAUAUUUCUGAUUUUAUUAAUAUAGCAAUGAAAUCGAUAAUAUUUUAUGAGUUUUCGUUUUAGUUUGGGAUGAGAUAAUAAUAUCAGUUAUACAAAGAAAUUAUUUUUUUAGGAUUUCUUUGAUUUUUUUAUUCGCCUUGUCAACCAAUAUAUUUUUAUAGGGAAAACCGGUAUACUAAUGAAAAGCAAAGGGAUUAAAAUAUAAUAAUAUGCAUGUUAUAUUAUUUUCAUGAUAUUUAAUCUUAUACAUAAAAAUACCGAAUUCGUUUUUAUUUAUAGCCUAUUGGGAAAAUAUAAUGUCCAUAUUUUAUUAUCUUUUUAACCAAACAAAAUAUAUCACUUCCUUGAAAAAUAAAUGAAAUUUUGAUAAGCUAGACAUUUAUAGACAUUUAAUAAAUUAAUUAACAGAAAUUGUUUAUUUUAUAAUUUUUUGAACAAUUCCGGCGUUUUACCAUGCUUAUUUAUUAUAUUCAACUCCAUUUACAAAUUACACCUAACUGUUGUGCGGUAAAGUGUGUACACCUUGACAAUGGUUUUAGAUACAUUUUGUAGAUAUAUUGACUGAUAUAAUAUUAUAUAGAUAUACCUAUAUUGAGUUAUAAAGAAAUAUUUAUCGAAUGUAAAUUUGUAUUUCAGAUUUAAACUUUACGUCUAAAAAAAAAAAAAAAACUAGGUAUAGUUUUAUUCAUUCCAAUAAAAAAUUAUGAUUCGGUAUUACAACAAUUGGAAAUCGAAAACUGGUAAAAUCCCAACAGUUAAUUCUAAAAAAUCCACAUUUUAAUUCAAUUUUCAAGUGUACAUUUUUCAAUUAUUUUAAUUGUAUUUUCGUAUUUUUAAAUAAAUAUUUAAGGGUAUUAGCCAAUAAGUUCCUAGCUCUUUAGUAAGAGCUAGGAAACAGGUACUAAAAAAAACUACUACUUUUGAAGUUUGUUUUAUUUGUUGCUGUCAAUAUUUUUGUUAACGUAGUAUAAAUAUUCGAAUUAACAUAAUAUAUAAAUAUUAUAGAUAUUGUACUUACAAUAUUUGUCUGAACAAAACGAUUAAAAACAAACUUGUAUUUCUUUAAAAUACUAUAGAUUCCCGUUUUGUUAUUCCAAUUGUCUAUUUUCUUCACUUUGAAAUAUGUUAUUUUCGUAACAAUAAUAGACAAGAAAUGAAAAAAAUAAUAUUUGACAAAUUCGAGGACAAAUAUUGUACAAUAACUUACACAAAUUACACAUGUAGUAUUAUAUCAUAAUAAUAUUAUGCAAGUUGAGACUGGGAUGUGAGUAUGUGUUUGUAUCGUUAUUUUUUAGCUUUUCUACAAGUACAUCAAAUUCAGUUAAUACGAUUUAUGUAACGAUUUUCUUUACCCAUAAGUUCAUAAAAAUGUCCUCAAUCUAUUAAAAAAGUCAUGUUUAGAUUGUUGUUAUUUUUGUUUUAGACGUGUUUUAGUCAAUGAACCGUAAUCAACCUUGGCUAAAUAUUAGUUCAAAAUUAUUUUGAGUUAAUUGUCAGCUGUUAUCUUUGGGUUGUUUUUUAGAAUACCUUAAAUCACAUAUAAAUGUAGAGCUAAAGAGCUUUGUUACAAUAGAAUGUAGUAAAGGAGUAAUGGAGUAGAAUACAUUUGAGUAACAAAAUUUAAUUUAAAUUAUUUAUUAAAAAUAAUAUUAGUUUUUCUAUAUUUUUUUUUUUAGGUCCAAUGUAAAGUGGGUUCAUAUUUUAUUUUCCUUAGUGUUUUUUUUUUUCAAUUAUAUUUAUAUCCAUUUUGUACGUUUUUUUUUUUGAAAUGUGUGUGGCUACAUUUUGGUAUGUAAUCAUUGUCUUGCCAUAUUCAUUUGUUCAUAAUUAUUGUAUUUAAUUUGUAUAGGUAAAAUCAGGAGAAUUAUUCAAUCUUUAUUCAUGCGCCGAAACUAUAUCUACUAUAUACAUCAUACUGCACAGUACAUAAUAUAUAUUAUGUAAAUAAAUUAGAUAGCCUACUCUGUAUGAGUAAAUUCUAAGCAUGAUAGCCACAUUAUACCGAAAGGGCAAAUUUUAUUGAGCAACCCAUAAAAUAAUUUGCUUAUACCAUGAAUUAUGUGAUAAUAUAAAAAAAAAUUGAAUUUAAUUACAAUAGAUAUUAAAUAUAUUAUUACGGAUAAGCGAUUGAAAACAAAUUUGUAUGUGACAAUAGAAUAAAUACAUAAUAUUGUGCAAGCAAGUAAUAGUGAUUUUAGUUUUAUACAUGUGUGUGAGUAAAAAGUAUAGUAUCUUUCUUCGUUAUGUUGGUACGAACACGUUCCGUGUACAUAGGAAAGCUGUUUCCAUAUGUUGAAUAUCUAUGUUAUUCAAAAAAUAUGGUUUAAAUCACGGGGUUGCACUCUGCAAUCCAGUCCAUAUAAAAUUAUGAUUAGGUUAUCGUCGCCAUAGCAGAGAAAUUCUGCCAUGAGCGCCACAUAUGCGUGCGUCUAACAAUAUCGCAACAACCGAUAUCAACAAUACGGAACAUCCGAACAUUCAAAUUGAAAUUUUAUGAAAAUUUAGAUUUUUAAAUUUUUUUAUAUUAAUUUUAAAUAAACUUAACAUAACGGGACAAAGAAAUUAUUGCUUUUGCCAUUAGGCAUUAUAUUAAUAUGAGAAUGCGGCAAUUUUCUCAAAAAUGCAAUGCUGAAAACAAAAGAAAAAAUAUGACCACAAAAUAAAAAGGUUUCUAAGUUUACAUUAAGUUAGGUAUUAUUUAUUUUUGUACAUCGUACAUACUACAUAAUUUUUUUUUUUAAGAUUAAAUGUACAAAUAUUUUUAUUUUUAUUUUACUACAUGUACCUAUUGUUAUAUUUGUACACAAAUUAAGAUAUACUCUGGCGAUGCUUUAGUAUAAGUAAGUGUGGUUAACAACUUUUUCAAAUAAAACUAUUACUAAUGAGAACAGUAUUUUCUGAUUUUAUUUCACAAUUUUAAUUUCUGUUUUUUAUAGUUUUGAUUAAAAACAAUUAUUAAUGCUUCGAUACAAUAGUCUGUGUUUUGUAGACAUUUUUUCAACCUUAUACCUACUAGUUUUAUUUUCUAAUUUAUUAAUACCCACAUUUAUUUUUUCAUACCAUGAUUACAUUAAUAAAAUAGUUCAUUUUAUCCUGGUCUGGAUAAAUUAUUUUAGAUAUUAAUAAUUACACAUUCAACUAAUUAUUAGAUUACAAUUAUUAGAUUAUUAUUACAUUAUUAGAUUAGAUACAAUAUAUUUUGCUACAUACUAAAAAAAUAGACUGCUGUUUUUAUUUUUAAGAAAGAUGAUUCUAAUUAUGAAGUCCAUAAUUUUUUGAAUUUUGAAUUUUAUUUAAUUUUAACAAGUAUGUACAAUAUGCAUAUAAUUGCAAUAUUUAAUACUAUAUUUUAUAAUGAACCACCUUUAAUGAAAAUUUGUAAUACAUAUUUAGUAUAAAUCAUUAUUACUUGAUCUUAACAAAAUAAUUGCAUCAGUCCACUACAAUAAUGUAUUCAAUAUUAUGAUUUAUGAAAGUAUGACAAUAAUUAUUGAAUUAUCCUUGCAUUAUCCUAUUCUCGAAUUUCAAUUAUUAUAAAUUAUAAUAAUUACUUCUAUUUUAUUUGAAUAUGUGAAAAUAUAUUAAUUGUAUAACUGUAAUUUACUGUACAACAUAAUAUAAUUAAUUAUAAAAUGCAGAAUAACUUCAAGUUAGCAAAUUUAGAAUCAUUACUUGUUGGUCUACGCUUCUAUAUUGGUCGCAGUAGGGUACAUGCACAGUAGCGAACUUGGCGGAUUAUUAUUAAAAUGGCGACUAUAAGCGAAUCACACUGGUCGAGCAGCAGCUAGUUCUUAAUAGUAUAUAAUAUUAUGUUCAUAGUUUCAAUAUUAUUAGGAACACAAUUCAUAAUUCAUGGCGUAAACAAAUAUUCCAUGGGUGAAUCAAUACAAAUUGUCCGCUUGAUUUCAUACUAUUUAUUUGUUUUUUUUUUAAGUCUAACCAUUUGUCUACUAGAUAUAUUGCUCUGAAUUUCAAGUGUAGCAUCUUUCUGAAAGACAAUUUUAUCGAGUUGGUACAUUGGGCAAUCAUUUUAAUUCUUUUUGCAGAUUUUUUUAAUAAUAUUGGAAAACCGAGAAAAAACAUAGGAAACACGGAAAUAAUGAUUCCAUUAUUUACGAUUUUUUUUUUAAUUAGGUUAAAAAUUAUCGUAGAGACCUGAAAUUUUCACAGAACACUUAUAUUAGUUUUUUCUAGACGUGGUAAAAUGAGUUAAUUAAUGAGCAUUUGACAUUUUUUUUUUUUAUUAUGAAUACUAUAUUGUGGCCUUCUUAUUUUUAGUCCGAAAUAUGUUUGACAUCAAUACUUUAUUGACAUCACGUAUCGAGAUUUUACUAAAUUGACAUUCGAAUAUAUUAUUUAAUAACUAAACAAGGAUAGUGGGUGUAAUAAUAUUAUUGUAUGUGAUUUGGGAAUAUUUUCUGUUUUACUAUACUACCUAAAAACUAUUACAGAGUAGGAUAAUGACCUCGAUGACGGUAAUAUUGUUAUAUAACUAUAGAUGUAAUUAAUUAAUCAUUAUUUAAUAUUUAAUAAUGUAAUAUUACGUUUCUCGUUAAAAAUAUAAUUUUCGUGAACAAUAAAUAAAUGAGUAAUAAUAUUAUGUAAAUAUAUAUUAUAAUAUUAUGUAAUAUACUUUGGAAAUAACUUAUUUUAAAAAUAGUUUUUCUCGGUGACGGUUGUCGUUUUAAAAUAUUUCACCCUUUAUCAUAUUAUUGUUAUUAUACUUUUACACGAAACGUCAUUUAGUAAACAUGGGAAAGUAGACGGAGUGGUGAAUAAAGUGUUUUUUGGUUGUUUGGUUUUUUUUUUUUUACUUUAAAAUAAGUUUUAUCAAUGGCUGUGUUUCAAGAAAAAAUAACCGGUGAUAUUUAUUGGCCCUCUCGAUCACCUGUAGAUUUAUCAGCGUAAUGUAUGUGACUUUAUUUCGGAGAGGUUAGGUAAGAAAUUGAAGUCUACGCAACACUUAAUGUAUAUUUAUACAGAUAUCAAUACGCCAUCAUCAUGUAUAAUAGGUACUCGAGUUUUAAUCCAAUUUUUGAUUUUAUGUUACUAAAGGAAAAAUAUUAAUUUUUUUUUUGGGAACAUUGACAUUACAAACGUACACUAUCUGUAUGCAUUUUAAAUAAGAUAUUAAUUAUCUGGUAAAAAUGUAAUCGUCGGGAUUAAAUAUGGCAAAGUACCGUGUUCACUGUUCACAUAUAGUAUAUAGGUAGGUCAUAGAAAGGGUCAUAGGCGUAUCGUUUGUUUUUAUUAUAAACCGUAAUUAUCGAUCACGUACUCACGUAUUCAUUGCAUUUAAAAGUUUUAUUUCAUUAAGUUUUGAUUUAUUAAAUAAAAUUUAGGCAUAAUAUUGUAUUUUAUUCUCAGAAAACGGCGAAAAAUUUAACUUUAUUAAAUGUAUGUUUUAUUUCAUAACUGUUUUGGACUACAAUCCUACAUAAUGUAUAGAAUUAUUAAUAAUAGUGUAUAUACACAUGUGCAUUGGGUAAUAAAUCGUUCCAAAAUAUAAGCACUACUAUACCUAAAUACGUAUAAAAACCUCCAAAUCAUAAUUAGAGGUUUCUUUAUUUCCAGCUGUAGUUGCCAACUUAAUACUAAUCUUUCCCUGAAAGAUUAUUUGUUUUUGUUUUUUUUUUUGUUAUAAUAAUAAGGCGUAUACAAUAAAUAUAUAUAUAUAUAUAUCUAUAUAUAUACUAUUAUUAUUAUACAUAAAACAAGUAUAUUGGUAUACAAAUAUCGUUCUGUUAAGAAUAUUGGUAGGUCGUAUUUUGUUGUUUGAAAUUUACAACCAUGGUUAUGAUUCAUAACUCAUGAAUAUGUUACUCUCGUUACCUAGGUUAUCUAGAUUGAUUUUUUUUCCCAUUAUUUUUCGUAAUUGAAAUAUUAAGUUAUUCGAAAAUUUACUUUUUAUAAUUAUCGUUGCAUACAAAUAUACCUUAAAUUUCCCCUCUUCUACCUUUCCAAAUUCUCACCAACAAUAGUGAUUCAUCCACGUGCGAAGUAUGUCCGUGUUUUUUUUUUUUGAAUAUGUUAGAUAUGCAUUUUUGUAAUGCAUUUAAUGUCCCCUUGGUUUUGAAAAAUAACGUAGAUAGGUGGAGAUCUAAGGUUUAUCCCUCUCAAAACUUCUAACCAAACGCCCACUCAAAUCAAGUAUAAAUUAAGAAUACAAAAUCAAUAUUAUGAAAAUCAUCUUUGAAAUAUUGGGGCUUUUAGCUUCUAAUAUGAUUUUGUGUAAGAUUUAUUGAUUUCGCUGCCUUCCCUGCAGAGAGGAUUUGCGCACGCUUACUACUAUAUCCCCUUUCAUUCAUAUUGCCUAAUUACACUCCCGAAUUUUCACGCACUGUCGUGUUGAUUUCGAAUAGUUCAGAAAAAAAUGAUAUAUACCCGUAUAUCGGUCAAUAAUAUUCGAAUCAUUUAUUUAGACAAACGAUUCUUUUUUUAUUGUUAUUAAUAUGACAUUUAAAUGUUAAAGUAAUUUAUUGUUGGCCAACCGACUAAAGCUAAUUUGAAAUAGUUCCAACGUUUCGGGACAACCAAUUAUUGUUAAUAAACAUGUGUUAUUGUUAAUAUUAAUAUUCUUUCAUAUAUUAUUCGCAAGCGAAGAUUUUUAACAGAAAGCGUACCAAAAAUAUGCUUUAUAUAUCUACUUAUAUAAAAUAUAAUACUUUAACUGAUAAAUUGUUAUUCGCAAUUGUAUUACUGUAAAUGUAAUACAUAAUGUGCUCAAAUAUAAUUAUUAUAUUUCUAUAAUUUUUAUCAAAAUUAUUAAAAUAAAUCUAUGCACGUUACCUAUGUAUUUAUAUUAUCUGUAUUGGUUUUUUUUUAAUAUCUUAUUAAUUAAUUUGUACGUGCCAUCGUAAUAAAAAAAAAAAACAAAAAAUACAGGCCUAUUUAAAUAAAAUAUUAAAAUAUAAUUAGAAUAUUUUUAUGCGAUAAAUUUACUGGCAUAAAAUAAAAAAAAAUACAAUAAUAAUAAAAUACGUACCUACCUAUGUCAAAACAUCUUAUUUGUUAUAUGAUAAAAAAAAAUCUUCCUUCAUGAAACGUAAAUGACCUCUGAUGAUUUUUUAAUAUAUGCACAAUAUUUCGUUAUCUGAAAAUAAUCUAACCUGUAUAAUCUACUUUUUUUAAAAUUAGGUUAUACGCGUACACAUCAUAUCCAUUUCCUGGUUUUUUACAAUCAUUAAGUUUAUGAUUGGUAUUAUAGACUAAUAUUAAUAACAACACGAGUAAGUACCUGAUCGUAUUAUUAAAUAAUAAUAAUUGUUAAUUUGGGUAUUAUGAAUUAACGAUUCCGUGAAAGUGUUAUUAUAUAUUUUGAUCUGUCAAAUUUUCGGAAUUUGAUGAUAAAAAUAUCGAUAUCGAAACUGUAUAAUCAAUAAAAGUCAGCUAUUAUUGCAGGUCAAUUUGUUUUUAAAUUUGGUAUUAUGAAACUUUUCAUAAAAAAAAUAAAAUAAUAAUAUUAUCAAAGUACUUAUAUAGUAUUAUAUGUACCAUAAAAUUAAUAAUUUACAAUGAAACCAAUUUUCCUAUUGAAUUAACUAAAUUAUACUAAUAUACACGUAAAGGAGAUACUUAAUUAUUUUAUCAUUUUCGGUCAAACGAUAAUUGUUGGAGUUAAAAUAUAUUAGUUUUUUUGUUUUUUAGUAAAUUAUAUAACCACUGUAGUCUUCAUACAGGGUUAUCAAGUCUCAGUCUAAGGUAUAUACUUAUUUAUCACCACGAGAAGUUUUAACUGCCUUCUACCUUUAACUGCGAAAUAAUCAAAUUUAAAAAUAGUAAUUUUUGUCUAAUUUCGACCUAAAAAAAAAAAAAAUUCAGAUUGCUUUUUGAAAAUUUAAAGUCGGUAAAGGUUUCACCAUUCGAACAAAAGGGUGAAAAUAAUAAGGGUAGUAUUUGUUACUGUACGUACUAUUUAAGAACUGAAUGCAGAAUUGAACUCUAUGCUCUUAAAUAGUUUUACAAUGAAAAUUCCUAAAAACUAUUAAUAUUCUAUCUGAGAUAAUUGUAGUGUAUCAGCGGAAAAUGAAUGACUCUGUACUAGUCUUUUGUGUGUUUUUUUUUUUACAGAAAAACUAAACUGUUUAAACAUAAUAUAUAGAUAUUGGUUCAUAUUAGUGAUAAAAUAAUCACAAUUUAUAUAAAUAAAAAUAAUAAUAAAUAUUAUUUUAUUUAAUUUAUUUAAUACGAGCAUGACCCAAAGUACAGUAAAACUUAAUAAAUAAACAUGCAGAUAAUUCAGCGAAAGUAAAAGUCAGAACUAGGUAAUGAGGUAUUGGUGGUAUUUAUUAACCAGGUAUUAUUAUAAGAACAAAGGGUGGGCGUUAGCAAGACGCAUCAUGCGGUGUAUAGGAUUGUUUAAACAAUAAUUAGUGGUGUGCAAAGGGAUUGCAAAAGUAGUGGUAGAGGUGGUCAGACGUGGAGGGACUCGAAAGUUGAUGAGAGAAAGGAGCGACAGUGCGUCCACAGAACCGCCGAUGAGGUUACGGAUACCUACCAUAUGGAUAUGAUUAGAAUCAAGUUAAUAGUGGAUCACCUAGUCUUACUCAGUACUUAGCGUAGAAUGUUGUGAUCGACUCCAUCGAAAGCUUUUUUAAAGUCCAUAAAUAAAACGUCAACCUGGCACUUACUUUCAAAAGCUUCGAGAAUAAAAUUAUUGAGGACUAACAAGUUCAUCACAGCUGAGUGCCCUGGCCUAAAAUCACACUGCUCAUCAAUAAGAAUCUGAGUUAACUGAAGCCAGAAUGUUGUUUUUGAGUACGAUCUUUUAAAAAAAGCUUUGGAAUAUGAUCUAGGAUAGAAAUUGGCCUGUAAUUCCUGACAUAUGAUUUAUCCUCAGAUUAAAAAAUGAGGGUGAUGGAACUUAGCUUUCAGAUAAAUGGAAAUACCCCUUCAUUUAAUGAACAUCUAAAGAUUUGUCAGAGUAGGGCAGAAAGAAAAUAUUAAAGGUUUAAAAGGAAGGAUCCUGGAAGAGCCCAUCAGGUCCUGCAGAAUUCACGUUUUUUAAUUUAUCAAAACCAGACUCUAUAUUAGAAAUACUAAAAAGUAAUUAUUGGGCAGGUCAUAACACUGGUGGGGAAGAUUAGCUUUUCUCUUAGACGAGAAAACGGAGUAGACUGAGUUGAAGAACUUAGAAAAUAAGUUAGAAAUAUCUCGUGGACCAGAACUAAAAAAAUUAUCUAAGUAGACCGUGUUAAAAAUACUACUUUCAGAUCUUUGCUUAUAAACGAAUUUCCAAAAAUAGUUGGGGUUAUUUUUUAAUUCAGCCUCAGUAUGGGCAAUAUAGUCUUUAUGAUAUUUUUUGGAUUAGAAUUUAUAUUGGGCACGGAGAUUGGAGAACUGUGUAUAAUGAACUGGAUUAUUAGACUUCUUGAAGAGAGCAUGAGCUUUUAGCGAGUACAAUUGAUUUAAGUUUAACUGUAAACCAGGCAAGGCAUUUAGGUUUCACAUACUUUGACAAAGAGACGAAAUGUAGAAUACAGUAGUGACGUUGAAUCGACGUCGAGUAGUCGAAUAGUCUCGGCCCAGUUAAAUGACUCCAAAAAUCUAGUAAUAAUGUAAAUGCUAAAUAGUGUGUAUUUUGAAUAUUUUUUUUUCUAAUAAGAAUAUAAUUCUGAAUGAGUAAACCAUAAAAACCACUGAUUUACAAUAAUAUUGGUGCUUUUGAAAAUAUUAUCCAUUAGUUAACGUCAAUAGUUCAAUACUACGAACAAAAUAUUGAUCAAAAACUUUUUCGUACGUUUCUCUACAAUAUUCAUUGCUUGAAAUGUUUGGAUGUAGACUUAUUAUACAGUGUGUCCCAUUAAACUUCGAUAAAUGCAACAACUUUUAUUGUGUAUAAUAAUAUUUUUUUUUUUAUUUUUGGAAUAUUUACUAAAGCCUUGCGCUAUUAUUCCUCUAGUUUAUUAUUAUUAUUUUUUAUUAAGAAAAAAAAAAUUGUUUUUACAAAAUUCACGAAAGUCAUUUUAUGAAUACAAUAGAUAUAUGGGAACAAAAUAUUGACAUUAAAAAUAUGUAUGAAUGAUUUUUUGAAGUUUACAAAAAUCAUAAACAAAAUUUGUUCUCACGAAAAAAUUGGUGAAUUCAUUGAUUCAAAAUUAUCAAAAUAUGAAGGUUACUAUGAAGGUUUUUUGAAGGUUAAUAUUAUAAUUUAAAUUUUUUUCAUUGCCACUACUAAAUAAUUUUAAUCAAUUAUUCACCAAUUUUUCCAUGAAAAGUUAUUUUGUUAAUGUUUUUUGUAAACUUCAAAAUAUUGUAGAAAUUUAACAAUUUAUCAUUAGUAAAUAUUUAUACCACCAACAUUUUGUUUUAAAAUAUAUUUAUAAAAUAGCUAUCUUGGAAUUUGUAAAAAAAAAAAUAAAUAUUUAAAACAUUGAACAAAAUAAAAGUUCUUGUAUUUGUGGGACACCAGUAUACUCCAGAGAUCAUUUUUGUUUUUAAAAAUACUUAUAAUGUUAUCUUAUACGAUAACCACGAAUCUUUAGUUUUCACACCGUGUCUCAGUACUUGUAUUUCAAUAGUUCUAUUUAGUUCAAGAUCCCAUCCGUUAAAUGCAGUAAUUGAAAUUUAACUCCUAUCCUAUCAAUAUAUGUUGCAAUUUUGCACUCAGAUUUAGUUCUGAUGAUAAUGCAAAUAUGAAAUACAAUACAUUAUGAGAAAAAAACCAAAUACGAAAUAAAAGUUAUAUAAAUAAAAACCGUUAGUAAAAAAAAAUUAAAUUGUUUAAUAUUAUAUAUAACUUAAAACAUAAUAUUAUCAAAUUUUCAAUAAUUAUUUUAAAAUUUGUAUAUUUUGCGAGAAAUAUAAUAACAAUUGCAACAGUCGAAUAUUGUUACUAUAUUAUAUAGUAUUUAUUUUAAUAUUACCUAUGUCAUAAUAAUAUUAAAGAGCUUAUAAUAAUUAUAUUAUUAUAGACAACGAAUAAUAAUUAACGCUUAUUAAAAGAAAAUUUCUUUUUAUUUCACAAUAUUACCUAUAUAUGAAUUGAAUACAUCAUACAAUCAUUGAAUACAAUCAUAUUAUGCUACACAUCAGUAUAGUAUAAACGUCAUUUGCAUGUAUAAUUAUUAUAAUAAGAUAAUAUGUAAAAAAAAAAAAAAAUCAUUGAAAAACAAAUCAAAACGUUUAACUGCAGAAUUAUCUACCAACAAACAUAUUAUAGAAAAAUAAUUACAACAGUAAAUAUCUUAAUAUAGUUCUUAUAUAUUUAGGCAUGUGUAUUCGGGCAUACAGCUUUAAAAUAUUUGGCAUUCUUGGUGCAGUUUUGACACCGGUUUUUGUUCGAAUCGAAACACUAUUACUUUUUUUUUUCUAUUACCCGCAUGUGCUAUCUCCGUUAUACAACCGCGUGACAGCAAAUUUCGUUCAGCAGGGACAACUCUGUGUUUUUAGUUUUAAUGUUAGAGUGAAUUAAUCCAUUAUCUAACUUAAAGAUAAGAACAUAAUCUGUAUCGUUUUUAAAUUUUUAAGCUAGUAAUUUUUGAAUAAGUAAUGUAAGGGACGUGAUAGUCUCCUUCAGUACUCACUUAAGUUAUACAUAAAAAAAAGAACUUAUAUUACUGAUAGGUAUGUUACUGGUAAAGGUGGAAAUUUAGGUGACAAGUAGCUACUCUUGAAAUUUGGAGCAAGAUUUCUGAUGAAAAAAUAAAAUAAAAUAAUUCGAAAUUAAUGAAAAUGUUAUUGCCGUAAAUUUGUCAGUUUUUCCUUUACGCAUUUAGUCCAUUUUCCCCAAUUAUUAUUAGAAAUACUUGAAAAAUAAAAAAUAAAUCCAUCUCAAUACAUUAAUUAAAUCCAAAAUGCCACAAAAAAAGUUUCUUGUUCAUUUUUGAUUGACGAGCAAGAUUUCUGGUUAAAAAGUUGAUUAUAGGCACAACAAAAAUUAGCCUGUUUCAUAGUAAAUUCAGUACAUUUCUCUCUUCACUCAAAAUCUAAAAUCUUUAUGUUUUAUCUUGUUAUUAUUUUAAUUGUUUACAUUGUAAUCUAAAUUAAGUAGUUAUUUUAUUGAACGAAACAGUAUGGAGUGUUCUUUGACAUACAUGUUACUAACAUUUGAUUUUUUUUUGUCUUUAAAAACACUUAACAUGAUGCAUCCAAAGUUUAAUCAAAAACUUUAUUGAUAUGGCAUAUAGAAUUAAAACCAUGUUUAAACUUUAAAGCUGCCAGUUUUCGAAUUGUUAAGUAUUGGGUAUGUUGUGUCUUGUGUAUAUAACGGUUGAUUAAUAUCUAUUUGAUAUCUUUAAUAUUAUUAUGUCAAUCAAAAUGUAUUCUGCUUCAUGGAAUUAAAUUUGAAAUAAAUAAGGAUUUUCAUCAAAGAUAAAAUGUAUACAUAUAGAUGUAUAGAUGAUCCUAUAAUGUUAAAAAAAAGUGUAAAAUAAUUUGUUAUUUGUUAAAAAUUUACCUGCCUAUUACCUAUUAUACCUACGCUUUUUUUUUUUUUUUUUUUUUUUAUAACAAAAAAAUACCUAUUUUAAAAAAAAAUAUAUUAAAAUAAAAUGUUAUACACAUGCGUAAAGUGUUAUUUGAAAUAGAAUUACCACAUGGUGAGAUAUUAUUAUUAUUAUAUAUACUUGGUUAUUAUACAUUUUGUAUUUGUGUAUCGUGUGUAAACCUUAAUACACUAUAAUAUUCACAAUGUGAUUUUAUUAUAUAGUAUAGAAAAUCUAUGUAUAUAUUUACACACCCAUACACCUAAAAAUAGCAUCAAAUUGUUUACCUAUAGAAAUAUUUUUAAAAAAAACUUUUUAAAAAAUUUUUUUUUGUUACGAAUGGUGAAUUUCAAUUUUUAUUCUCGAUAUCUAUAAUUAUGAUUAAUUAUUGGUUAAAGUGAGAAAAAUUCAAGGGGUAACUAAAUAUACCAAAAAUUGAGAGACGUUACCAAGUAUGUACUUAAUCCAUUUAACUUCUAGGAAACCCGCGGAUUAAAAACUUAAAAACUUCCGAAAUCCUCCCCCACACAAAAAUAUGUAUGCAUAAAAGUUUGUGUUUAAAAAUAAUUUCCUUUCCUCAAAAAAAUUAUUCUACACAUGCUUUUAGUCACUAAAAAUAAUAUAAAAUGGGCUUAAUAAUAAUAAUGUAUUAGCCAAUAUUAUAUACAUAAUUUAUGUUUAAUAAAUUUAGUGUGAAUUUUUAACAUUUCAUUAAAAAUACAAAUAAAAUAUCUACUUAUAUAUUUAUCAUAUAGUUUGAAUAUCGUAAGAUUAAUUAUUACUCUUAAUCUCGCUCUUAAUUAACAAUUUGUACACAAACCAGUUUUUUUAAACUUUAAUCCUGUAACAGAAAUUCAUGUUUUUGCUACGUGAAUGACUUUUAUGUCUGCAUUUCUGCACGUUUGCACGUAUACAUUAUUAAAAACUGACGUCUUGUCACUUCUUAUCAUUAAAAAUACUUUUCUUUUUAAUACAAGUUUAAAUAAAUGUUUUAAGAUCUUGAUACUUCAACUUUAAUUAUAAUGAUUAAAGCGUCCCCCGGACAACUAUGACUAAAUGGGUGGGAUAAUUUUACACUAAAUAAAAAAGGGGGUCUAAGUCUGGUUAAGAUCUGCAGUUUUUUGUUAUACAUUUAUUAUGAGAAAAAUAAUAUCGAUAUAAUAAAUGCACAGUGAUAAAUACUAUACCUUACAGUGGUACAUGAUAUUUAUACACUGGAUAUUUUUCUAAGCAUACGUAUUCAAUUUAUAUGUUUAUAAGUUAUUACGGAUUUAUUCAAUAUGCAUCUCCAAUUGCAAACAAAUUAAGCUAAACAGUAUAUUUUAUUAUUUACUUAAAAAAAAAAAAAAAAAAACACGUUUCUCUUGAUUGAAAACACAAUAUUUUAUACUGCUAUCUUAGAAUACUUUUGAAAUCAGAAAUGGUAUAGAAAAUCGCCACUAUCGAUUAUUGAGUAUUGAACAUAAUUUGAUUAAAUCAAAUUAUUUAAGAAUACUCUUCCAAAAAAUGAAUCUAUAAAAUAUAUUGUAUGCAAAUAUCACUGUGUACAACAUAGGUUACAAUAUAGGUAUUCUUGGUAAAUAUAUUAAUUUAAAAUCUAGAAUAGUUGAAAUAUUAUAAUAUUAUUUAAUAAAAUCGAUUUAAAUAAUUGUUCAACAUGAAAUUGUAAAUAUCAUCAAAAUAUUGUUUGUAUAGCAAAUUAGUGCAGGCAGUAACACAUAACUGUUCUGAAAUCGCGUUAAACAAUAUACAUAAUUUAUAUUGAUAUCACUUUUGAUAACGCUAUGCAUUAUAAUUGGCGUAUUUAUUAUUUGUAUAAUCAUAUUUAUCCGGCAGAAAUUCAUUUCUUUUCAAUGUACAUUUAUCAUGAUAUAAUUUUUUUUUUUAUUAAAAGAUGAUUAUAACAUUGUUAUAUUGUGUAUAACUUACUAUUAUUAUGUAUUAUUACUGUUGAUAAAUGCUUUUAAUUUUACGACGUGAAGGCGUAUAUUAUAUAAUAUUAUAAUAUAUUCAAUACAAUUUGCUCUAUUUAGUUAAAUUUACCAACAAAACUUUGAAAUAUUAGUAAAAAGAAAAAUCAGUAUCUAUAUGGGUGAAUUUAGAUGACUUGGUUGUCAAGAAUAAUGUACUUUUUUUUAAUACCCUAGUUACGAAUCAAACGCAUAUUUUUGUCAUGUGCCAUUUUUAAUUUCAAGUACUUCUCGUGCUUUUAUACGGAAGUUGGUUAUACGGAAGAACUAAUAAUACGCAGUGUAUAAGCGUAGGGUUUAAUAAUCAAUUUAGGUGUGUCGAGUGUUUGGUCGAGUGUCUACAAUCGAAAUUAAACACCCUAAUUCUUGUCUCUAUUCAUGCACGUUUAUUAUAGGACGCUACAAAAUAUGUCAUAUUUACUAUUAUUCUAAUAUUACGCAAUGUACAGUAAUAAAGUACGUAUGUUACACGUACUUAAAUGCAUUUGAAUGCAACAUAAAUUAUUUUUUAAUUCCUCCGUGUGGCCAAUACCUUCAAAUCCCGCACAAAAAUAAAAUUAAAAGCAUUAUGUUUUCCCUAUAAAAGUGUACAAUAUAAUAACCUAACCUUCAAUGAAAAUUAAAUCUGUAUUAAUUAUGUAUUGUUAAAAUAUAAGAACUUUAAUAUAAAUAACGAUAUUUGUAUUAAAUUUGAGACAUAAUGUUGUUUCAUAUUAGUGACGAUACCUUUAUAUAACUGAUAAAAAUUAUAUUCUUAAAUCUUAAUCUAAGCCUAUUUGAUUUUCAUUUAAGAAUAUGCUACACGUGCAUUUGAUGUUUUCGUUACAAAUACUAGAUAUAUUCGUAGUAAAAACUUGUUUGUGCAUACUACACAGAACUCUCUUAGCUUUGGUUUUAGAGUUAAAACACCUAUUAUAAAAUUAAUAGAGAACAAUAUUCCGGAAAGCGAGAUGUUGCAUGUUUUUCAAUGUUUUAGUGAAUUGGAAAAUUUUUUGAAAAAGUCGUUACUUAUUAGUAUAAACGGUAAAUUGUCUCUUAGUCUAAGUAAGCAUAUUUUAAAUAUAUCGUGCGUUUUUAAGAAACAACAAAUACGUGAGUAUCAUCCACUUCAAGCAUUUUGAUUUACACGUAUAAUUAUGCGACAAGUACUUGUUUUGAUACAUAACGAUGUAUUAUAUCGUCUUGUAUAGACGAGACUAACUAAAGAAUAUUUAUAACGUAUGUACCACGUUAUAAAAGUUACCGUUAGUAAAAUUUAUUUUCUUCGAUAGUUUUUUGAAAUGAACGAGAUAAGCGUGCACGUUUAUUGCACAGGGUAGACAAUUUUUAUUUUACAUAAAAAUGGUAACGUUUUUUCAUGUUUUUAUUAAAUCUUUUGCAUGGAUUUUUAACUGCGAUAAAGAGUUACAAAUUUAGGUCGGAUAUGUAUAUAUUUUUGCAUAUUUUUUUAUUUAAAACAAAAUAGUUUAUGUUUACUAAAUGUUUUUCAUGACUUAACGGCUAAAAUUUUAUUUUGCAUAUUUUAAAGAUUUUGUAUAUUUUUAGAGCAUAGGAGUGUUUAAGGAUUUCAUACAUUUUUAAGACAUUUUCACCCUAUUUAAUAACUUCUGGAACUACAGAAUAACGUGAAUAUUGCCCCUUUUUCUAAACAACAAGCGCCGCUCGUGUGUAUAGUGUAUAAUAUAUUGAACAUAAAAUAUAUAAUUAUUAUCGAUGAUAAAGCUGUUAUUAUAAUAAUAAUAUAAUAUGUUAUGUUGUCGGUAUACUUACGGUUUUAAGUCUCCUUCGCUUUACUUUCGAAAUAUCAUAUCAUAAUAUAACAACCUUCGGUAUAUUCUAAUGCUCGAUUCACCUGUUGAAGCAUAGUAGGUAUACGCGUGUACACAGACAUAGGUCAUUCGACUUUUUAGAACACGAUAAAACAAUACCUAAAUUGUAUUGUUGUAAAUGAAUACUGCAGCAUUGAACAAUGUUAAUAAUUUUUAAAUUCAUAUAAUGUCGUAGGUAUACGAGUAUGAAAAUUGUCAUUAUAUUAUCGCAAUCUAAUAUUACAGAAGUAGUUAUGUAUAUUAUAAUAUUUUGACGAGAACAAGAAUUACUAAUGUUUUGCGGGUAUGUACCUAUAAAAUAUUAUAUAAUUAUAGAUACCUCAUAAACGUACAGUAGCUACCUGUUGAAUACGUUCAGAAUAAUAUUAUUGUCGGUAUAAAAUAAGGUACAUGUUUAAAUAUUGAUAUUUAUCGCUAUCCAUAUCGUAAUAAUAUCGUAUAAUAAUACACAGAAGUGUUUAACCGAAAUACGUAAACACACGCUGCAAUAUUAAAUGUUUAUUCACGUUAACACGAAUGUCGCAAAAUUUCACUUGAACCUAUUAUAAUAGGUGUAAUGUUAUUCUGUCGUACCCCUGAAAGAAAACCGACACGACUCAAAAAAAUACGAUUUUCCAGUCAUUGAUACCAAAAUGUGCACACGAGAGACGCGCGGACGCAUUAUGUUGAAAAUCGCAAUUAUAAUGUCCAUUCAUUGUCAUGUAUUAUUUAUUAGCCCAUUUUGUAACGAUGUAUUAUUACUUAUGUAUGUAUAUUGGCGAUAACGUUAAAUUUUCGACGCGUUUUUCAGGAAUUCCGAAAGGCGCAAAGAAAAGUCACGGGACGCCGCUCGAUCUAGGCGCAGUAAAGAAACGGAGAUAUUUUCGGAUCUCGGUUCGGCGUUGCCUCUCCCGGCUUCCGUUAUCGGUCAACUGGACAAAGCUACGAUCAUGCGAUUGACGAUCGCGUCGUUCAAAAUUAUGGACGCUCUGUCUUCGAGUAAUAUACAAUAAUUAUUAUAUUAAUUAAAAUUCGAAUACGUUCGAUAUUUUUCGCUAUUGACCCGAUCUAUAUUAUAUUAUCAGGAGUGGCCAAACUUUCUCUCGGAUAGAGAUCUAUUGAGCAGUGACGUAACUCCUAAUGCCCGUGGUAAAAUAUCUAACCGCAUAGAGAGCGCUACGGUAGUUCAAAAAACAAAACAGCUGUUUCACAAAAAAAAAAAAAAUAAUGUUAUGCUGAAUUUUUUAACUUUGAGGAUCGUCUUUCUAACAAAAAUAUACAAUAUUAUAAACGACCGAUAGUUAUUAACACUAAUCAUUCGUACAAAUAAAACUAAAAAGUAUAGUUAAAUAACGUUUUUCGUCACGCUUUUAUUAAAACUGGUGUAUAAUAAUAGGUAUUAUAAAUACAAUUGUUAGUCUAAACGCUGUUGAAUGCGUAUUACUCGAUGAAUUGCAGGUAACAAAAUAAUGAUACAUAUAAAAAUAAAAAUGAUCGGCAACUGCGAUUUAUCUAAGAAAUAAUAAUUAUGAAAAAAAUUAAUCCUAACAAAGGUUGACAUUUCAACCGUUUGCGUUUGGCCACCCCUAUCUGUUAUACAUAUAUUAUUAGAGUACCCGAAUUAUGACUUAAAAUUCAUUCGAUUUAAUAAGCCCCUCCGAAAAUAUGACUUUUAAAUAAAUCACGCCGACGUCGUGUUGUUUUUAUGUUAUGUUUGUGAAAUCGGCAAUAUAACGGUGUCAAAUAAAAAAUGAAAAAUAUUGCACCUACAUAUACUCGAAAAAUAAUUAAUUAAUCAUAUUGUUCGUAUCGUAAAUCGUAAACGUCUGGUCGUAUUGCAAAUUAAAGUUCGACGAGUCGUAAUUUUAUUAUUUUUGUUUCUAUUAUCGUUACUUGUAUAAUAAUAUGCCCAGUGAUAUCUAAUGAAAAAAACCUAUUGAUUUUAUUAGAAUUUGUCUGCCUGCAAACUAAACGUAGAUUAGUUAGGUGUUUUUCUCCGUAUUAAAAUGUAUUAUACGAUUUUUUGACCUCGAAUAUUUUAUAAAUACUUCGGUAGCCGUCUGUAUUGGCGUAUUUUCGAUUUUCUUUUUCGUCUUUGUGGUGGUUUUUUUUAUAUAAUUUUACAAAACGAUACAUAUUUUAGGUGUAAUAAAUACGUUAAUAAAUUUGAACGGAAUAUUGAAACAUUAGUUUAUAAUUUUUCUACCGAAUAACAAUAUUUUUGUGUGAAACCACAUGAAAACGCAUUAAAAUUGUCACCGUUUGUGAAUGCGUUCUCUACACCACGCAGCUGCGUGUUAUUCCGUAUAACACAACAGCAGUCAAAAAAUAAAAUUUAUCCUAAAUUAAUGGAUCCUACAUGGCAGCAAAUCUGUAAUCGAUAAAUUAUAUCGAGAGAAAUCCAGCUAACCUUGGCCCCGGAUGACGCAAAUAGAUUUAUUUCACUUGAUUUUGUAUACUAUUUGUCAACAAAAAUUUGUAUUAUUUUAUAUAAUACGACGAUAAUGUUAAAAUCGUUUAAUAAUAAAAUCACUCAAGCCGAGUUUCCAUUACACCGAGCACUGUGUCCCGUGUAUUAAUUUACGUAUUCUGGUUAACUGAACGGUUUGGUUGAUACUAUAGGUAGUACCUGCUUUAUAUUUGUGGUAUGCCGUCCAUACCAACGAUACCACGAAGUUGAAUCGAAUUCGACUUUUCACCGUGUGUUAAUAAAAAUUUGUGAUGAUUGUUAUUAUUUCGUUUAUGUAAUGUAAAAAAUAAAAUCGUAUCACAGCCGCUAAAAUUAUAAUGAUAUGAUGGUAUAGAUAAUACGGCGGUUAAUGUUUGUAAUAUAUAAGGACGGCGUGUGAUAUAAAAUACACGGGGCACGGAAUGGAAACUGGGCUCUUUACAAGUAUAUGAAUUGAUAUUAAUUAUUUUUUCCCCUCGCGGUCUUUUCAGUGGAUUUCGACGAAAAACUCGACGAAAAAGAAUCGCCGCCGAACAUGAGCGAAAUAUGCAACAAAGCUUUGGACGGAAUCGUUUUGAUAACGACAGCCGACGGAGAUAUCGUUUUCAUAUCGGAAAACGUUUCCAGCUACUUGGGUUUAUCACAGGUGCUAUUAUUUUUAUUUUUUUUUAAAGUGUAUAUUUCAUUAAAAUAUAUAAUAUUAUUUUAAUCGUUUUAACGCGUACGCAAGAGUAUACCUACACAUUACGUUUUCACAUUAUAAUAAUAUUAUUAAUCGUCCGAAGUAAUCCGCGCAUGGAAUAUUUUACCUUGAUGCGAUAUUUUCGUUUUUACGGUAUGUAAUAAUAAUAAUAAUAAAGAAAAAAAUAUGCCCACACUAGGCGUACCUAUUUAUAAUAAUAAUAAUAAUAAUAAUAAUAAUAUGACACAUUGAUUUAUUCGUAAGGUGAAUAAAAAAAAAAAAAUUAAAAUUCCUUGGCGUAACUAUGUUACUUAUACAUUAUGUUAUACCGGAGGAUUCUUGAUGCCGCUGCGAAGUGCCAUAGUGCUAGGAUUUAUAAAAUUCGAAAUUUAAGGCUUAUCAAAAAAAAAAUAAAUAUAUAUUACUUACCAAAAUCGUUUUAAAUCAAUUUUCUCUGACCAACUAUAAUCUAUUUCUCAAAUAUUGUGCUUUCAAUUUAUUUGUUCUGAUAAAAAAAAAUCUGCGAAAUUCCUCGGGUUCAAAUUUCAGAGUUAUCUACGCUACACACAUAUGCGUACAGAUCAGAAUAUUUUUUGUACGCGAAUUUUAUUUAAAUAAAAUUGUUUUUUAAUGUAUAUUUAGUAAAAACCUGCGACGGACAUUUCCGAAUAUGCCAGACGAACAGCUAUCGAAUACUUUUGUUUUAGGAAAAACUAUCGAAUUGUUCGGCAGCGACAAUUCGGUCAUGUCCGUCGCCGUUACGCUAAAAACUGUUAACUGACGUUUUGUAUUUUCCCGUAUAGAUCGAUUUGAUCGGACAAUCGAUUUACGAUUUCGCCCAUCUUUGCGAUCAAGCGGAACUGAAGGAAAUGUUGACGGGCAAAGAUGCGGGCGUACAAAAAUCAUUUUUCAUUCGUAUGAAAUGCACUCUCACGAAUAAAGGGCGCAAUGUCAAUUUGAAAUCGGCGUCCUACAAGGUCUGUAUGAUAACAUAUUAUGUUAAUGUGUUUUAAACUCGAAAACGUAUUCUUAUGUCGUUGUUUUGAAAACCACGAUAGGAACGCUGCACACACGCAGGGGCGCAAUCACAGGGGGUAAUAUGGGAGAUAGAUUCCCACAUAGGCUGUAUUUAUAUAUUACCUUUUGCCUACUUUGCCUAUUUGUAGAAAAUACUUAAUGGUCCGGCAAUGUUAGCAAUUCAUUACGAUGUUCAAUUUUUAAGCGAAGACAUCAUUGAUAAACUUGCUAAGAAGUCUAGGAAUCAAAAAAUUGAUAGCAAAUUUGUUAAAUUUUUUUUGUUGAUUUGUAUAUUUAAUGUAGAAUAAUUAUAUUCAUAUGCGAUGGGAUAUAAAAUGUAGUUUCCGGGGGAGGAACGAAGCCCCCCACAAGUUUGUUAUAUAGAUAUUUAUUUUGAUAUCCCCCCCCCCCAUGAAACAUUGUCAAUUACGCCACCGCAUACAUGAGCGACGAGUCGAAUUCGAGUCGUUCGCGUUUCUCCGAUGUCCGAAAUGUUACGCUCGCGUGACGACGCGCGCACAUUGUAUACACACCGGCCGCAGUGGUCGUAUAAUAAUAUUCGUGGUGAAUGUAACACAAGACGUCUUUUGGACCGUCCGCGAUACCAUUUUUACAGUGCGCGAGUAGCUAUUUUAUUUAUUCACGUCAUAUAUUAAUAUACCUGUUUGUCCAGAUAUUAUACCUACGUUUUUUACGCGAACAGUCUCGGCGUCUUGUGUUUCUCGGAAGCGCUACGUCGUCUCGAAUCACGACUUCGUUUUCGCAACCUAUAAUUUAGGCAUGCUAAAACUAAUUAAUGGUUUUUCGCGGUGUCUUGUACUCGAAAAAAAUUAAUAAUAAUACAACACAAAAAUCACGUACGCCAUAUUUUUAUCACGUUUAACGCGACGACACAGAGAAUCGAUGAUACACUUAAACCGCGCUUAUAAUUCGCUAAAAAUUUCGCAUAAAUAUAUAACUACGUUUUUUUUCGCCGUCGAAAUUGCAUUUCCGAUACGUAAUAUGACUGUGAUUUAAAAAAAAAAAAACAAACGUAAACCCUAAUAAAUCUGUGUAUGAGUUCGUUUUAAUGUGUUCGAAAAAUUUUUCGAAUUCGCAGCUAUUCAAAUGACGAAAAGUUAAUGCAAUUUGUAUUGUUUUACUUAGAAUGCAGAUAGGUUUAAUGUCGAAUGCACGUGCAAUCGAAAAAAUGCAGGUUCUUUUAUAUUACGCCCGUGAUCUAUCAACCAUCAUAUUAUCUGUUAUCAAAAUGUAAAUAUUCAACUAUACCAGCGUCCUACUGUUUCAAAAACGUGAAUUGCAAAUCGGUUAGAAUUUCCCGUUGCACGGGCGUAUAGAGUUUAUUAUAUUCGUUUAUCUUUUUUCAAAUUUUAUAUGUCGAAACAAUUUAUAAUUUUAAAGUAAGCGAUAAAAGUAAAAUAUUAAAUUUGUUUGGCCUUAGAUUCAUUGCUGCCGGUUCAUAGGUUCUAUGUGGUAGGUAGUUUUUUUUUUAUUGACUGAUAAUUGUGUAAAAAUUGCGAAAAACUAUAAUCAUAAUUUUUAGUACGACACACCCGUUUCGAAUAAAACUAUUUUUUUUUAUAGUGUGACAUCGUGAUUUAUUAUAAUACAUUACUAGAAAAAGAUUAUUGACUACAAAAUUUAAAAUAUUUAUUUGUAUUUAUAAACUUUAUAGUAUGUUACCAAAAGGUUUUGGAAUUUUUUUCACUGUUUAAAAUUUAGUCUAAUUUAAGUUUUAGUAAAACUUAACAAUUUAACUACGGAGAUUCUGUAAUUUGUGAAAUUGCUAAUGAUACUAAUAAAAUUGCCGUUGUACAUAUUUUCUCGAUAUAGUUAUAUUUGGAUUACGUUAGAAAAUAGGUCUUACCUGUUCUUGAAGAAGAGGUAAUUUCUCCAUUUUCUUUUUUGGAUUUUAAAUUUAUACAAUUGCCAUGUUUUAAAAUCUUUGAGACUCAAUACAAUCUUACUUUAAAUAACUUUAUAUUUAAAAUAAAUUUAAAAUAUUGCUACAAUUUUAAUACAGUGUCACAAUUGACAUUUAUGUAUAUGAGGUGGUUUUAAAAUCAAGUGCAUAACUGAAAAAAAAUAUAGCCUUAGACUUUUUAUAGGGACUACUUUUUUAGCUUUAUCUGUUUUGAGUAAGAAUGUUUGAUGAAUAUAUAAAAAUGAUUUGUAUAGGUCUAGUCGUUAUAUAUAUAACUGUAUAAAAUACAUAUUCAACAGUUUUUUGUACUUGCAUUCCUUAUUUUCCGUGCGUUUUGAGUUUCCUGAAAAAAAUAUUAAAUGUUUAAUGGGUAGUUAAAUAAAAAUUAAUGAAAUGCUCUUUCUUGUUACUGUUCAUUUUAGUUUGCAUUUUUAUUCUUUUUAUUUCCUAAGACAGAAAACCAUUUUAAGUUAAUUUAGUUAAUUUCAGUAGACAAAUUUGGAUUGAUUAGUGUACGAUUAUAUUUUUCACCAAAUUUUCAUUAUAUUUAAUACUUCAUUAUCAUUUAACUAGCCUGGAUCACAUCUUUAAAAUCAUAUUAAAUUUGUUUGUAUUUUAGUCAUCCUUAAAAAACUGUAGCUAGGAUGGUAAAAUGUUUAAAAUUUGAAAUACACUGUUUUCAACUAUGUCCUUAUUUUGCGUAUUUAUGAGAACUUAUUUGAAAUAAUGGCUUAGGCGGAACUGGCCACAGAUUUUUAGGGACAACUAUAACUAUUGGUACGCAAAUACACAAAUUAUUCAUAAAAAUCAUUGUAAAAUAUUAAAUUUGUGAUUUGUUCACAAAUCCGGGUUUAUAAAAUGGUACUUGACAAUUUUUGAGUAUAUUCAAAAGAUGAUUCAUACAAACAUAAGAAUAUUUAAAAUAUUUCCAUUCCAAUUAAUAAAGUGUUGUAUAAACAAUCAAUAACAAUAUAGAAUUCACCUUAUUAACAUUCAAAUUUUAUAUUAUAGUAGGAGUAUUUUACAAUAGUGUAGUUAAAAUGAUAGAUAUUAAUCAUUAAAUUAUAUUUUUUCAAUAAGAACACUUUUGAAAAUUGUUUUUGUCAUUAUUAUGAAUGGAAAAUUAUUAGUUUUAUAAUAAAUAUCAUUUUAUUAUUAUUUUAACUAAUGAAUAUUUUUUUCAUUUUUAGGUACUUCAUUUUACUGGACAUUCAGUUAUCAAUAGUUGUGCUAAAAGUAAAUCAUCGAUAUUAUCUGCUGAUGAAUCUGAUUCAGAUUAUGAAUCGGAUAAAAAAACGGAUUUGGACAACAGAUCUAAUAGUAGUGAUUCAAAGUCUGAUACAUUUUUUAAUAAUUCACAAUCUCAAAUAUUUGUAUCAGUUGCCGAACCAAUACCGCAUCCAUCAAAUGUUGAAAUACCGUUGUAUAAACAAAGCAAAAUAUUUUUUAGCAAGCAUUCGUUGGAUAUGAAAUAUAUAGUUGCUGAUGAUGUGUAAGUGAACAAAAUGUUGAUACCAUUAUUGUUGAAUUUAUAUAAUAACUAUUGUAAUUUAUUAUUUUAAAUUUGAAUUAUAAUAUUAAAAAUUUAAAAUAAUUAAUUAAAAAUUGUAAAUUAUAGAAUUGUAUUGAUAUUCAGCAAUAAUCUAUAUUAUCAAUUAUUAUACUAUAUAAUGGUUUGAAAGUUUAUCUAAAAUUAAUUUAUUAAUGAUGGUUUGUAAUAUUGUAAAUGUAAUACAUUUUUGUGUUGUUUUAUAUUUAAAAAUUUACUUUUGUUUUUACUGUUAUUGAUGUAUUUUAUUAAUUCUAACUUAUUUUGUAUACCUACUUAAUUACUUAUUGUAUUUAUUGGAUAUUAAAAAAUCAUAUUUUUUUUCAUUUUAUAUUUCACUGAUUUAGUAUAACAGUAUUUUAAAAACUGGGCAUAUAUUGGUUUUUAGUUAAUUAUUAAAACUAAAAAGAAAUUAAAUACUUCCGAAGUCAAUUUCUCUCGAUAAUUAAAUUAUUGUUUCAAAAUUUAAUUUAAUCUUAAUUUUUACUUACUACAAACAUUUAAUUUGUAAUUCAAUAAAUCAUGUUAGUUAAUUUAAAUUUAUUUUAGUAUUUUAAUUUAAUUUCCAAUAAAUUAUUAAAAAACGACUCAUACUAUUUAAUAAUAUUUUGCAAGUGUAAUAAAAUUGUUAAUUAAAUAUAUAAUAAUCAAAAUAUUAAGUCCUGUAUUUCAUAAAGACAUGAAAUAUUUCCAUUUAUAUUUUUAAUUAAAGAUAAUAAGAUCUGUGGUAUAAAUAUAUAAUAGAUGUAUAAAAUGUAUUAAAUUUAUUAUUUUGUGUCACUGCAUAACAAGUAGUGCUUUCAAUAAAAUAUAAUACUUAUUUCAUUUUUUACAGCAAUUAUAAAAAAUUGUAUAAUAUGACACCUUAAAUAUAAUAAAACAUAUUAUACAACCAGAAUAUUAAUUAACUAUUUAAAAUUUAAAAUUUGCCCAUUCAUAAUUUAAAAUUAAUUGGAAUACAUUAUAUUAUUGUUAUUUUAUGCAUAUAAUUUUAUGAACAAAUUAAGUUUAUUGCAUACACAGUUAGUUUAUAAUUAAUCUUGUCUAUUUUCAUAAAUCCAUUGAAAACUUUCUAAAAUGUCUAGUUUGAUCCAAUUAUCAUCUUUUUAGUAUUUUAAAUGUAAUUUCUAAAAUCUAUUUUAUAUUCAAUAAGUUUGUAGUACUUAAUUCUAAUUUAUUGUAUUUUUAACUUAUAAUAUUACAAGCCAACAUAUUUUUAUUGAUAGUACAAACAAAGUAAAUUAUGAAGUCUUUAUAUUAUCGAGUUUUAGUUCUUAAAUUGAAAUAAAGUAAAUUUCGUAUUGUACAUUAAAGUAUAUAUUUUUAGUAUUAUAAUUUAUACAAUAUAACUUUUAUUUUUAUUUUUAGUAUAACAAAAUAUUUGGGUUAUGAACCAGAUUCGUUGCUUUCAAAGUCUGUGUUUGACUAUUAUCACGCUCAAGAUUGUAAUUCUGUUGAAAAGAGUUUUAAAAUAUGUAAGUUCAAUAAUUAUAUUCUCAACUUUUGUGAAGGAGUUAAAAUGUUUUUUAAAUUAUAAAUUAUUUAUUUUCAGUGUUCCAGAAAGGUCAAGUAGAAACCAAUAAAUAUAGAUUUUUGUGCAAAGGAGGUGGUUAUGUUUGGGUAGUUACGCAAGCAACCAUACUUUAUGAUCAAAAAGGAGUAAAACCUGAGAGUAUUAUGUGUAUCAAUUAUGUUGUAAGGUAAGAAUCUGAAUUUCUUUUUGGAUAUAAUAAUAGGUUUUAUAAUUUGUGUUUAGUUACAACCAAUAUGUGCCUUUAUGACACUAUAAGCACAAUAAUUAUAAAUAAUAAUAAUUUUUUGAAUAGAAUUCAGCCAGUGGUAACAAUAUACUAUAUUAAUAAGUGAAAUUAAAUUUUAAAGGAGUAUGUUUGUUUUAUAAUUUUAAGGAAUUUGUUUCUGUUAUUUAGAACAUUUAAAAAAUCAUAAUUUAAUAAAUCAUAUGAAAUCAAUACAUGCAGCAAAGAAUCUGUUAUUUUUGAGUCACUAAUACCACAUGAUAAAGUGUGACUUUCUCUACAUUGGAUGAAAUAGGUAUUAUCUCAAAAAAAUGAGCAAGAGGUUGUAAAUAUUAUUUUUAUAAUUUUCCUUGUUAUCUGAUAAUAGAAAUAAUAUUGUCUUUAGAUACAACCUACAAACCUUAGAUCAUAUAUUAUAUUUCUUUAUAUUAUGUUCUAAGUUACAAACAAAUAAUAUAGCUGAAAGAAAAUUUAUUAUGUUAUGAUAAGAGUACCUAUUAAAUAUGAUAACUAAAUCAUGUUGUUCCUGAUGAAAAAAGUAGUAUCUUUUUUUAUCUUUUUAUUGACUGGUUAUAUCAAUAUAAAAUCUACUUAAAUAUAAUAGGUAUAAUAAUUUAUUUUUGUAUUAAUAAUAUUUCAUAUAGAUUUUAUUUUAUUUAAAUUUACAUUGAUUUGUAGAAACAUUUUUUACAAUAUUAAUUUGGUAUUAAAAUCAAAUUUAUUGUAUUAACUAAUUCUAUUUGUUUUUUUUUUUCAUACAUAACUUUUUUUUGUGAUAAUAAUUAUAUUAGUAAACUACAAUAAUUCUUGUGAAAAUGUACUUUACAUUGGAUACUAACUUUCUAUUCACAUUUAUCCAGCUAAAAUAGACUUAACUUCAAAUACUGCCUUUUUCGAUUUUUUUUCCAAUGUAAAUUGUUGCAACUUGAUUUUUCAAAGUUUAAAUAUAAAAAAAAAAAUCAACAAAAACUAGAAGGAAUAUUUUAACGUAAAUUAAAUCAAUAAAAAUGUUGCAAAUAGAUAUAAAAGAAAGUUAAAAAUAGACUCAGAAUUUGAGUUUUAAGUUGAACAAUUUGUAAACGAUUUUAUUUAAAAAUUACAAAAAGUGUGUUACUAAACCACUUUCUUCGAUGUAUGUAUCGAGAUAUAAUUGACUGAAAUACCAAUUUACUCCGGGAGUUAUUGUGCAAAGCACUUAGGUAGAUAAAUGAACUAAUUUUAGGCCGAAAACGUGUAUAACUUACAGUUAUUUGUAAGUAAAUAAUUAUAAAAUAUUUAUUCAACCACACGGCGUCAACAAUAGACAAUUUAAAUACCUUUAGUAAUGUUGAAAAUGAAAGUAAAAUAUUUUUCAUGCAUAUGUUGUAAUCGCGUAUAAUAGCUUAAGGCGUGCACGAAGCGAGUUUAUUUUUUAGUUAAAAUAAAAACAAAAAUUUAUUAAUAUUCUUUCAUUAUUUUACACUUUUUAGAUUGGUUUGGUUUUUUUUUGUUCUUUUUGUUUAUUAACACGAAUAAACAAAAAGAACAAAAAAAAAUUCCUAUUAGAAGAUUUGCGUCAAUAAAACAUUUCAUAGAGUUUUGUAGCAUUUUUGAUCUAGUUGGUAUAUGGAGAAGAUGGUUUUUAAAUUUCCAGUACUCGUCAUUAUCAUGGAAUAACGGGAAAAUGUAUAAUGCAUAUUCAUAUUGUUUUUUUUCUACAAUUUUUUUUUUUUUUUUUGUGCGAUUCGGUAAAAAUUAAUCGUAGAGAUGCAAAAUUUUCAUUCGAAUACUAGCUGUUGAGUUUUAAUGGUGUUUAAAUGUUUUGGCUUUUUCGAAUUUAUUCCGUAGGUAUUCAAAAAUAAAUUCACUCUGAAUUAAUAAGGUAUGAUAAAAUACGAGAUUGUUAAAUUUAAAUUCUUACAAACAUGUAUGAAAUAAAGCCGAUUGUUGAUGAUAUAUUUUAUUCGUUAUUAUAAUCGGAUUUAGCCAAUGGAUAGCCUAUUAAUUAUUUUUCUACUGUCUGUUGUUAAUAGUUUGUAACUCAAUGAUUGCAGGUUAUACAGUAUGAGCUAUUUUGCAUUAUUAUUUCGUGUCUCAGAUUAUUUAUAUUCUGUAACACUGUUGGUACAAACGAGUUUUGGAUUGUUUAAAAUCCCUUUUCCUUCGAUCAACUAACAACAUUAUUCGAGAAUCUUGUUGAUUAUUAUUAUUUUCAUGGAUCCUGUUUAAUACUAUAUCAGGUUUUUACGAAUAAAUAUACUUUUAUUGGUCUUUUGUAGUUUUUUUUUUUAAUUCGAGGAGAGGCGAACACGAUGAUAAACGCGAAUUCCUUCUUUGUACAUAGAAACCAGGAAAGGACUAGUUUCUUAUUUUUACAAAACUCAAAACGGGUUCGUCGAACGAGUUCUUUAGUAAUCGAAUGAGUAUUUAGAUUUUUCAACGGAACUGAAUCGUUUUGUCAUCGAUAUUAUCGAAAUAAAAGAAUAAAAGUUUACAAAUUUUGUAAAUAAAGUUUAAUAAGUACUUAUUAAAUUAUAAGAUUCAUAACUAUUCCACCUAAAAUUUACGUGACACAAAUAAUAUUAAAUAUAUAUUUUUUAAAUCAAUUUUAGAAUUGUUAUUUUUCUAUAUUAUUUGUUUACGAAUAAAAAAUAUUCUUUUCAAAAUAUACAAGUACCAUUAUUAUAAUAAUAAUUAUUCUCAAUAAUCUUUCAUACUUAACAUUAAAUUCUCACAAGUGCCUACCUAAAUAAGUUAAAUAUUAGCAGAUAUUCAAUAAAUAAAUAAUGUAGGCAAAUCAUAAAAAUAUAUAGAGUGGUGUAAUCAGACUUAUAAUAAAACGAUCAGGUACCAUAAUAAUAAGUUAAUAUAAAUUCUUACAAUAAAAUAAAUAUUGUAUUUUGUGCGCUCGUGAAAUGAAAAAUAGCAUUGGGUUUUAUCUGCAUCAAAAAAAUGAUUUGCAUUAAUUUGUUCAAUUAUUAUGUAUUACCUCUUUAACUAUCGCUGCCACAUUAUUGUUAAUAUUCAUCAUAGUUUUUAGUGCCGUGUAGAUAAUAUUAUAUUACUGUAUUUCAGUUAUAGGUAUUAUAAAUAUUUGAAUGUUUAUAGUAUUGUAAUAUUAAAACCCGCGGUCCAUUCGAUUAUUGUUGUUACUAUCGUGAUAGUUGCGAAAUUCGCAAUUGUAAUAAUUACUAUUAUGAAUCAUAACAUCGUGCGAAUAAUGUGUAUUGGUAGCUAUCGAAUGAUUUCGAAAUCAACUAUCACACUAUCGAUAAUCUAUAGUUACUGUUGUAAAACUGCUUGAAUGAUAGUUACUAAUAAUGUGUUGAGCAUUACUACCGUUCGAUUUUACUGUCGUGGCGCACUCUCAUCAUAAUUUCUCUCGAUAUUCACUCUACUAGAUUAUUACUGUACAACUGCAUGUACUAUCGUAUGAACGUUGUUAUUGUUGUGAUAGUUAUCAGGCAUGUAUAUACAAAAAACAAUUUAUAAGUAAAAAUUAAACCUUUUGAACUAAAGAACUAGUAUAUAAUAUGAUUCCACACGAUGAUAGUUACUAUCGCAAUAGUUGCACUACCAACUAUCGCGAUAGUAGACAUUAUAUGGACCAGACACGAUAAAAUACAUCGUACGUAUAGAUUUUAGAAAUCAAAAUAUUCUCCUCUUACACAUUUUUGCCAAUUUGGCUACAUUUAUAUAUUAACUCGUGGUAAGAAAAAUGAGUGACAGACGGAUUUGCUAUAUAUUUUAUUUUUUUUUGCUCGACGUAAAUUUCAUAGGUAAUUUCAGUUGCAUCGCACGGCACGUGUACAAUCGUGAGUAAAAAGUCGAGUAAUUUUUUUUGUUAAUUUUUCGAUAUUUUUUAUUUAAUCGUUUUUAUUAUUGAUUGUAUUAUUUUCAUAUAGUUUUCAUGUCACAAAAUCCGUUUUAUUAAAAAAAAUUACUAUAAAUGUGCAGAGUAAGUUUAAAUUGAAAUAUAUUUUAACUUGAUUAAGAGUAAUAAUGCAAAAAAGGUUUGUUAAACGCAUGAAAAACAUACAAAAUUUACAGUAACUUCUAAUAUUUACCUCUAAUAUUUACCUUUCUACACGUACCAAAAAUUUAAAUGUCUUUUUGAAAAAAAAAUGUUUAAUAUACUUAAAAAAUUUAAUUUCUAGAAAAAAAAAAAAAAUGAAGGCUUUUUUUCAUAGGUGUACGAUAUUAUGUUAUCUACCCAUGCGCAACGAAGAAUAUAUUAAUAUAUUAGAUGUAUAUAUAUUAUGUAUUUUCUUCACAUAAUACUUAAUUUUGAUUUAUCACGUUUUUCAUAACAUUGUUCUCAUUAAAAAAAUACAUAAAUAUUAUGUUGUAACAAUAUUUUUAAUUAUAUUAACUGAAAAACUUAUUUUAUGUAUAAAUAAAAAAUCUCAAAUAAAAAAAAAAAUCAAUUUAAUCACAUUCACUUAAUUUUUUACUAAUUUAAUUACUUAAGUUUAUUUUCAUCAGAAUAUUUUAUUUAUGUAUUUAUAUAUAUAGAUUAUACGCAUUCUGUAAAAUAUAAUUUUUCAUUUUUAAAACGUAAUAAAAAUCACGCACGUUUAACUAAUAAAAUAACAUAAUAUAUGAUUUAUUAAAAAAAUAGUUGGAUGAUAGUUUAGGUAAUUCAAUUGAUUAAUUUUAACUUUUACGGCUAUAUUAUCGUUAUUAUAGGUAAGAUUCUUUAUUUAUGUUUGGGAUAUUCAAGAAAAAAAACUGUAUUGCUUACUUUUACAUUUUUAUAUCUCUAAUGUAUUUCUUUUGUAGUUUUUAUAAUCUAUCAAUUUAGUUGUGUUAUAUUAAUUAAUUAAUAAUAUUUCAGUAGAAUCGGUAUUUUGACAGGUAUAACACAGGGUGAACAUUAUCAAGUGCAUUUCCACAAAAAAAAAAAAAAAAAAAAAUCAAAGCCGAUACUACUUAAAGGUGUGCUACUAUUUUAGGAAGGAAGUUCGAAAGGAAGAUAGAGCAAUUUAAUUUGUAUUUGAAUCAAACGAUGAACCGUUGUUAAUGAUACAUGUUUAUGAGCAGAGUAUUAUUAUAGUUUUUUUUAGAGCCUAAAAUUAGGGUAUUUUGCUACUGCAUACUUAAUUACACACACCAAAAUAUUUUAAAAUAAUGAACAUAGAUCUAGUAGAACACAUGCCACAUACGACUUCGUUGCAUAGUUGUUUUUGGUAUUUAUUAAUAAUUAGUUAUAAUAAAUACAAUUUAAGACAAUCUUGUAUAAAAGUUAUUGAUAUAUGACUAGAAAUUUUAAAAUUAAAAACUAAAUAGCUUGGGUUGAUAAACUUAUUAUAUUAAUAAAGAAUAAUAAAUACCUACACUUUAUUGGGAACAACAUUUAACAUAAUAUUAUAUAUCUAAUUAGUAAUUUUCAUUAUUUUAAAUAAUCAAUAUUGGAUAUUAAUUAAAUAAAAAUGUAUAAAAGACUAAAAUAAGUACCUCACACUUUUAAAUUUACUACUGUACAUUUAAUAUUAGCUACUGCUCACAGUGUGUGCACUGUACACAAAUUUAGGCCCUGGAUUUUUUUCCUUCCUUACAAGGUAACCUAAUAAUCAAUAAAAGUAUGCAAACAAAUGUUCAGUUUUUCAAUUUAUUAAAAAAACUUUAAGAAAAACAAAAGUCUAAAAUAACGUUCCUAUAAUGUUUUUAAUUAAAAUUUCCGUCUUACAAAAAUAUGCUCCUCACGGUCACUCUGUAUAUGCUACUAUGCAACUAUUGUUUACUUUUAUUACUCACACAUACACAUAAACAUAUAUAUAUAUAUUUAUACUCGUUAAUUAUUGUUUAAAUAUUCCAUACUUAAAAUAAUUAUACUUUAUGCAAUGUACAUUAAUGAUAAAUUUUAACAAUAAUUUAUAUUGGUUAUAAAAAUAUUGACCUUAUAUAACGAUGACUAUAUAAGACUUCAGUACCGUUUGAUGAUGAAUACUAUUUUAUAAUUUCAAUUUUAUCAGUAUAUAAUUUCAGAAAAGAAAUUGUCGUUGGUUUAAAACGUUAAUAUUUAUUACUAAAUUUCAUUUAUAAAUGCACCAUAAUAUUUGAAAAUAAAUAUUUACAAACAUUUCGAGAUACCAGAUAAAAGUGAAUAAUAUUUUAUUGACGCGUUGACACUAGACUGUCGCUUUUUGUACUUAAAAUGUCAUAUUAUUAAAAAGCAUAGUAAAGCAAAAUGCUCGAAUCGUAAAUUUUCAAAACGAUAAACUGUGCAUUUUUAAAACGUAAAAUUAUUUGUUUGUUAUUUGUGUGUUUUUUUCGAGAAAUUUCCAGUUUUUCAUAAAAACGUUAGACAAAGGAAAAAAUCUAAAACAAAAUCCAAUAAUAUAUCAAGUUCCCAAUCUAUGCAUGUGAAAUUGUUACGUGCGACUUUAAAACUAUGUAAUAUAUUUAAAUUAUAAAGUAGCUAGUUCUGACUGAUGUAAUGGCCGAUUCGCCAUUGCUGAGCCGAAACCUAUGGGCGCCUCUAUACUUUGGCUAUAGUGGGAGGGGGGACGGAGAAAUUGUUAAAUUUUAUAUAAAUGUCAAAUAAUAUAAUAUUGAUAAUAUUUACUUGUGGACCAACAACUAUGUCAAAUGUCAAUGUAAGUCCAUUUCUCUCGGGGGGCGGGGGGGGGGGAGGCGAUCGCUCUAUCACUCCUUUAUAAGGACGCCCGUGCUGAAAUCUCUGAAGUUAUAAGCAUAAAAUUUCGACCGUAGUUUCAUUUUAUGAUGUAGAUAUUCUCUAAGAAGGGAUUUUAUUUUAAAUUAACUCCUUUAGGGAGUAAAGUGAAGGAUACUAUUUUUAAAGUAAAACUUCUAGAGGUUUUAACGUAGAGCGACCAUUAUUAUUUUAAACCAUUAGACCGCCAUGGUAUUUCCUAAUUUGUAGGAUUAAUCCUUGUGAAUUAAUAAUCGCUAAAAUUGGGCGAAGCUACUUUUGUAGUAUAACAGAAAUAAUACAAUAGCAUAAUUCAAUAAUUAAUUGACAUAUUUCUUUAUAACGAGGAAUAAUAAUAGCCAUAUACCAUCGUGCUGAUUUGUGUUAGUAUAGUUAUUGAUAACGACCUGAGUACCUGUUAUUAUCGAUAAUAUAUAUCUACAUUUUUUUUCUCUUCAUACAUACGUAAUGUAUACUUAUUUAUAAUGAACAUAUUUAAAAAAAAAAUAAACUGACCUACUUCGCACGAUGGGUGGGCUACUGUUGUAGGUGGGAAAUUGGUAAGGUAGAGAGGAAAUUUAAUUUAUAUCUGUACGCAACGGUUAAUUAUUGCUAACGAAAAACGAUUCUGAGUGGAGGUCGGUUAUAAAAGUUUUGAAGAACUGUGAUAUUUACGAUUUGAAAAUAACACAUUUUUUUUAUAUUUUUCCAUUUUUUCCACGUUUUUUCAAGAUUUUUUUCAUUUAUUAAAAAAAUCCCAGAGAAAAUCAAAAAAUAACUUCCCUGAGUACCAUUCUAGUCAGAUUUCCUUUCAGAAAAAGUGCUACACUUGAAAAUUUCGGUUAGCAAAGGUGUUCACAGAUAAAAAAAAAAAAUAAACAUCAUUGUAAAACUAAUACAUUUCUCGCUCUGCUCAAAAUCGUUCGUAGGGUCUAUACGUAAAUAGUAAAUGCGAUUAUUUAUAAAAUGAUAACAAUAACAUAUUUCCUCAAAUUUAACGAGAGAGUCGCAUCAUUCACGUAAAUGCUGAAUGGCUUUGUUGCUAUAUUAUGCGUGAGAUAAACAGAGAAAAUAAACGUUUUAGUGACAAGGAGGGACUUAAGCAAUCGUUUAAAUUUAAAUUUUUAUUCAAAAUAAUUCGUUCAAUGCUUGCCGAGCAUAUUCACAAACACUUAAAUCCCAUCAAAAAUACGUAUAAUAAUUGUAUUCCAAUUUAAGAGUACCUGCUCAAUAUAUUAUUAUUAUUAUAUAUUUAAUUGUCGCCGUUAUAAUUUUAAAUAUCACAUAGAUUUACCAUUACUUAGUAUAUUUUAAAAUGAAAAUAAAACAUUGUUUAUUAUAACAUAUUUAUUAUGAUUUAUGAUACAUAGGUAUUUUAAUCAUACAUAGUAUAAUAAUUUCAUAAAAAAGACAUUUUUUUAUUUUAGUUUAUCGUUAAAAAAAAAUAAAUAAAAAUUGAUCUAUAACUUUAUUAUACUGCAUUAUUUCACAAAAGUUAAAAAUAACGAAAUUACAAUUAAAUCUGCACGUUUUUCAUCAGUCUAUGUUCGUAAUUAUAUAUAAUAUGUUGCAACUUAUACAGGUCUGUCACCAUCGAGAGGAAAUCAAUUUUUUUGCUAUGGUAAAAUCGAAAAUGACUUACUUAAGAUAAAAUGUAUUGUUUCCCUGCAAAAAUUAUAUAAAGUAAAAAAAAAAAAUCGUUAAGAGCGUUAAUUUGUUUUCUUUUUUUUUUUUUGUCAGUAUAAAGUGAACAGACAAAUUGUUGAUACAGGCAACAAAAUACAUUUGUCGCCCUCCCCUUUCAAAUACGGCCCUGUCUUUAUGGCGUAUAUUAAAGAUAAUAGUUCAUAAUAUAAUAAUUUAACUUAAAUAUAUCUAAUUUAAAAUAAUCUAAUAAAUUGUCUGACAUGUGCAAUUUAUGUAGGCAAUAUACUUUGUAAAAAUUAAGGCCACAAGAGGUGGGGGUGAGGAGGAUAGUCGCAGUAUGAGAAUAUUUUUUUUGUAAUAAUAUAAUAAUUCGAUAUUGAAAACCUGUGUAUAGUAUAUUCAUAUAAUAAUAUUAUUUAAAUCAAAAUUCAAUGUUUCUAUUACUCGAUUUUCCAGUUAUUAUUUAUAACAUUUUACGAUAUAUUACAAGGUUUUAAACGAUGGUUAACUGUCUUGUAACAAUACUUUAAUACUAAUUUACACGGUUGUUUUUAUAAUAUAAUUUCUUAGUUUGAAUAGGAAGUAUGAGUAGUAUUUUUUUAAUUUUUUUUUUUAUGCACGUCUAUUUUACCAAUAAACGCGAUAAAAAUAUCACCUGAUAAAUCGCUUUUUGUUGUCUUUUAUUAACUGUAUAAUAUUAUGUGUUUUAUAAUAUUCGAAUAUAUCGUCAGCUAUCCGUUAACAAAUUUUACAAUAUUAUUAUUAUUUACCGAAUUUAUAUAUUAUUUUUAUAUAAUCUAUACAUAAUAUUAUAUUUUAAUAUAAUUUACAUAAUUAAAAAUAAAAAUAAAUUUAAAAUACUUAAAUUGUUGUUAAAUAAUGCUAGUGCAUAUCGUGUAGCGUUCUAAUAAAAAUUGGCCUUCCUUAACCCUACUUUAAUGCACGCAGGUGUGUAGACAGGUUAAUGUGUUUAUUUUUUAAUUAUUAUUUUAUUUUUUUUUUAAUAUAAUAUAAUAAAUGUACAAUAAUAUAAUUUCUUAAUGAGAUGUGAUGUAGGCUUUGCAGACUUGCUAUUAUUGCGGCUGUUGCAACGCGAUUUUAUUGUUUCCUUUUGCAAACUUUACCGUGCUCGUAUAUAAUAUCACUUUUUAGCUCAUACCUAUAUAUUAUAGUAUGUAUAACACACUCGAUAUAAUUAUUUUUUAAUGAACAUCAUUAGUUCAUCGGGUCAAAAUUAAGUAUUUAAUAAUAUUAUAUGUACAUAUAUUUAUAGAUGUAAGUAUUAUAAGUAUAUAGGUAGUAUAUCUACUGGAGAUAAGGCGUUAGCGAGUUAAAAACAUUUUUUUUUUUCGGGUUAGAGGCUAACAGGUAAAAUAAUAUGGUCUAAAGAUAAUCUAGAUAUACUCAAUAUGAUAUUAUAAUAUUGUAUUACAUUAUAUGUAUAUGGAUAUACUAAUAAUAAUUUUAAACUAAAUUGUUAAUUUGUAUUUAUUUCGAAAUACAUAAUAUUAUGGCAUUUUUUUAUAUAUAUAUAUAUAUACGUGUGGUGAACAAUUUUUGUCGAAACCUAAUAAUUUAUAACUGUCGUGUAUGUGAGUUAAAAUCUUUUCCAAUUGAACGGUAAUUUUAAAUUUUUUUUUAACACAGCGACUAUAUUGAUUCUAUUAUGUGUGCAAUUUUUUUAUUGUCUGAACAACUUUUUUUACAAAAUGUUUGAUUCAAUCAAAAAACGAAAAAAGAACUUUUAGGUAGCAUUUUGGAUCCUUGUAUUUUUCAUAAUAAUUGAGAAUAAAAAUAUUGAAUAACUGGACAAUUUGAUGUCGAUAAAAGUUUUUUAUUUUAAAUCUGUUCGAUAUAAUUUUUUUACCACAUAUCUUGCUCCGAAUUUUAAUAGCAGUAUAUUAAAUGAAAGACAAUUUUAUCUAGUUGGUGUUUAGGAUGAUCAUUUUUUGAUUUUCCAAUGCGUUUUAGAAAUAAUUGAGAAAAACCUGAAAGAGUUGUUAAAAGCAAUUGUAGAGCCCUGUCAUUUUCACAAAAUUUGUAAGCUAUUUAUAGGCAUUUGAUAUUUUUGAACUUUGGGCUAAAAAUAUUUUCAUUGCAUACAAAAAACAGUCGAGUUUUAUGUAGUAAUUUUUGUAUUUUUAGUAGUUUAUAUUUCAACGAAAAAUUCAAAACACGAAUAACCGAACUUCGCUCAGAACUCUGCCAACAUCCAACUUAUUACCAUGCACUUAUCAGCAGUAUCAGACUUUUUCUUUUAGAAUUAUCGAUGCAUUAUGUAUCUUGAUUGAAUUAUACGUAUAUACUAUAGUAAGGAUUGGUUCCGAAUUUCGUGUCCGACAUCGGCAAUCUGUAUAAUAUACAUUUCUCACCAAAUUAUCGCGCGCAACGGACUGCUGCAAUUAAUAAUAAUUAUUGCCCAUUAAUUGCCCGUUAUAACAGUGCAUUUGCAUCACGCAAGCCAAUCGUUUUUUAACGAUUUGGAUUUUCCGAAUAAAUAUUAAAGUAUACAAAUUCCAUUUUUAUUGUUAAUCUUGGUUUGUAACAAUAGCCAAAGUAGUAAAUUCCUAGAAACAUCGAGUGUUUAAAUACGUCGUCUAAAGACACGGUUGAAAACACAAUGGAAAAUGGAAGAUCGAUGGGUAAUAUUUAGGUUGAUUCAUCGACAAAGGUAUGCCAAUAAAGAUUUCUUUACAAAAGCUAAUAAAAGAAACUGUUGAAAAGUUUAGAUUGAUUUCCAGGCCGCCGGCGUUUAAAUGUAUAAACUUGUUUUGUUGUGAACCGCAACCACAUCGAUGAGUAACGAUUUCACAUUAUAUUAUAGUUUCGGGGUGCGGCCUGUCCGCGGUGUUGAAGUGGGCGGUUUAAAUUAUUGACACCGAAAGUGUUUUGCACCUAACCUAUUAGUGGGAUAAUAUCCGCUGGCGUGUGUAACAGCCGUACGACAAAAACAAAUUUGGACAAAAUCACGUCGUAUACGGUGUUUACUGUUGACGCCGAUGUAGAGCGCAGUCGUGUUACCGGGCGAGUGGAGACGGCCGGACAGACGUCCGCUUCCCUCCUCCCCCGACCACGGACGAGUUUAUCAACCGGAGUGUUUUCGAAACAUUUUAACGUGUAAUUGAAUGAAAACAUCGAUUAUCGAGUCGGACAUGAGAUAAUAAUAAUGUGAUGACGGAGUAACGCGCCCGCCCCCCGUGUCCCCAACCCCACCCGGCCUCAAAAAUCCAAACGCGCCUGUGACGUAGAGGAGAGCGGAUAUUUUUCUCAAUAGAGCAAUUUGUCGGUGCGAGAUUUAUUUUUGCCGACGACGAGGCGACGGGUAAAUAGGUAUAAAAUACAAUAACGAGCGGUCGUAAAUAAUAUUAUAAGGCUCGUAGCGCAUAUUUUCAUGCGAUUGCAACUUGUUCGUGUAUGUAACGCCGCCGCCGCCGCCGCCCGGUAGUCGUACAGUGACUAUGACGUAGCCGACGACGGUCGGCGUAUAACUCUAUUUCUGAACGGUUCUAAAAUUAGCGGCCCGCUUUGUAAAAAAUUUUCUCCAACAAUCAAAACAAGGCCACACGAUCGCCUUGAGCGCGGAACUUUUUGUCACAGCGUUAGAAUUUUUUUUUCAAUUUUUUUUUUUUUUUUUAUAUCUACACAUAAUAAUACUAUAAUAAUAAUAAUAAUAAUAAUGUAUACAAGUAAUGUUUUGCGGUGUUUACUGCGGCGCCGGUACGGGUUAACGCAACAGCAGCAGCAGCAGCAGCAGCUAUAUUAUAACGUGCGCGUACCGUUUUUCGGGCCACCGAAUUACCGAUUAUCGAUUAUUUAAAAUCGAAAACCGUUAAAAAAAAAAACAAUAUAAUUAAUAAAUCCGUUUGAAUUGUUAUAACAGUAUAACGAACUUGGGCCGCGGGUAGCUGGUAUACGCACGUAUACGGAAACAUCUUUUGACAAUGAUGGAUAUAUUUAUAAAUCUCGAUAUUCCGUCUGUCACGGUCUGUUUGGCAAUAAUAUAUGCAUAUUAUAAUUAUUAUUAUUCAAUAUAAUAACGAGUCCGAAUUUUUAUCACGACGACGGUGUUUAUCAUCGAAAGUAUAUAUAUAUAUAUAUAUAUAUAGAAUAAAAAAUACAAUAGUAUAAAUACGUUACAUGUAUAUUGUAAUAAUAAUGAUAUUCUGUCACAAAUCAGCUGCGGUACAAUAAUAUCAAACUUAAUUGUAUUAUUUAUUUACGAAAAAAAAAAAAAAAAAACAAUAAUGAGCUUGACGAGCGACGGGGUUUAAAAAUAACGAUAUUACCCAUAUGAUAAUCAUAAUAUUUUAUUUGACGGGUCGGUGAUUUUUUGAAUUUCUCAGUAGUAAAAAAAUAUACUUAUACCUAUAUCUGUAUUCGAUUUGAAACUAUUGAAACAAACAAAAACUUGUGUUAAUUAUUGUUUACUUAAUAUUUUUAAAAAUCUUAAUCUCUUUGAUAUUGGAAUAUGAGCGCAGUCGAUAUUUUUUUUAUUUUAUUUUAAAAAGACGAGCCGGCCCUUUUGGGUCAAUAUGAACCAAGAUUAUUAUACUGAUCAGUGUAUAAUAUAUAAGCUAAGUAUAUACCUACAGUAAACCUGCAAUGAGGUAUUAUAGAAUGAAUAAGUAACCGAUUAAAUAAUAAAUUUUCAAAGGAUUGGAAUCGGUGAUUUUCUGUGUUUGUCAUAUACACGUGCGACAGGAAUUUAGACAUGAUCUAUUUUCAACGUACCGAUUAAUCUAGUCAAGCGAAGUAAAUUUUAAAUACGGAUUUAUAUUUUUGAAAUCGACUUACUGAAAUUUCGAUUUUGUCCCCUAAAUCGUAAUAAAGUAAUUAUAUAAUAAUAUAUUAUUAUAUUAUUAUUAUUAUUAUUAUCCUAAUUAUAUAUAUAUAUAUAUAAAAAAAAAAAAAUAAUAUUUUUAUAUUUAAGAGAAAUAAAAAAUGUGGGAAGAUAAUCUCAAGUAUAGACUUGAUUCAAAUCUGCCUUCUGAAUUUUUAUAGCUUCUCUAGACCGACAGGUACGGUGGAAAUAUAAAACGCCUAAAUUAGUAAAUAUGUUGCAUGUAAAUAGAACAAAGAAAAAAAAAAACACCGUUUCAAAUCCCCUUAAUAUAUGAAAAUAACACAAAAUAAGUACCCAAUAUACAAAUAUAAUAAAAUAUAUACGUAUAUUAUGUAUAAAUUAUUUUAAAUCAAAUAUCAUAUUAUUUUUGCCGUAAUAAUUACGAUUAUUAUCACGAUAAAUAAAAUAAAUGUAAUAUUUUGUAUUCGUAUGUUACACACUUAAAAUUAAUAAUUUAUAAUAACCAAGGUAUUAAGUUAAUCAAAAUACAUUGAAAUAUACUAUAUUAUUAUUAUUAUUAUUAUACGUACAAUUGUACGUAUGUGUGUAAUCGUCUCUUGCACCGGUCGGCGUUUCGUUCAAUGUACAUAAAAACAAACCAGAGGACUUUAUCUUAGGUCAUAUUACCUAACUUUUUAAAACAUUUUUUUUUUUUUCUAAAUGUAUUUGAUGUUUCUAUAAUUAUGUAUGCGUACGAUAAAGUAUUGGUGUGUACCUACCUCUUGUAUAUAUCAAAAACAUAACGCUUUAAAGAUAAUGAAUAUAAUAUUAUAUUUAAUAUAAUAUUACGGCUUUUCAAAAUGAGUAUAAUCGAACUUCGCUCCGAAUAAUUUUUCGUUUGUAAUGGUUUAUCGGUGGUUACUGGUAUAAAUCAAAUAACUUUAUGUAUCCCAUCUUUCCAACUAUCCACCUAUAAGAGUGACCGCGCCCGUCUCCAGUAACAGCUCUUUCUUAAUACUUAUACCUAUAUUUAUUAUUUUUUAUAAAUGUUCAAAUUUUAUUAUACUUACCGGGUUACUUGAUAUUAUAUAUUUUUUUAAAUAAUUUUCCAUUCGUUACAUAUUUCAAACUCCGAUUGUAGCGUAGAAGCUAUACUUUUAGUAAUAUGUUAUCGGAAAACAUUGUUUUAGAGAGUAAAUUAUGUUGAUUUUUUUUUUUCACGUUUUCGUUAAUUUGUGAAUUAAAUUGCGUGUCUAAUAGAGGAAAAACACGACUAAUAACCGGUAUAUAACCUUACCGUUCAAAAUCGUAUUAUUAUUAUUAUCGUUUUUCCUUACAAUUAUAUUUGUUGUUGUUUUCAAUAAAUGCAUAAACUUUAUCGUGUAUAAAAUACUUCCCCAACUUCUCACUUACAACAGUGCAUUUGUGUAUAAAGUUUUUUUUUAUUUCUAAAGGAAAAUGUUUGACUUUAAUAAAUAACUAUAACAUUGUUUUAAACUAGAUACAUAAUGAUAAAUUGUUCUUUUAGUUUCGUUUAUCAUAAUAAUUGAUUAGGCACGCAUGUUUUAUAUUAACGAGUAAAUAUUAGGCAGUAAGUAAGAAAUACUUAAAGCGAAAGAACAAUAUACUACAAUAUAAUAGGUUUUUACUUACUGUGUAUACAGGUUAAGUUAAUUCUAUUACAUCCACCUACAAUCAAAAUACAUAAAUCAUUAGUUAAUGAAAUGGGUGUAUAUAUAACACUUUAUUAUAAAGUUUUCCAUACCGUGUUAAAACAAAAACAAUUAAAAUUGAAUAAUAUGUCGUUAACAAGAGUUAUAUUUUCGACAAUACUCUUAAUAUCCAGGGACUGUUACGGUUAAUAAUAAAUGUUAUUUGAGUGUAUUAGAAUAAUAAUAUAUUAUCACUAUUAUAUUAUACAUACUAUUUUGUACUUUCUAAUAAAUUCAUAUUAAUUCACAAUGUGUAUGUACAGACAUUAAACAUUUACCGCACACACGCAUUGGAGGAAAAAAUUGGCGAGUUAAACUGCUAGAAAAUGGAUUAGAGUGACCAUUUCGUGAGAUAUUUUGUAUUUUACAGCGAGUAGAAAAGCAGUGUUUCUAUAAUAUCACUAAACUGAUGGUUUUAUAAAAAAUAAAAUCGCGAGCACUUAUUAAAGUUGAAUUUUCCUCCUUCUCUUUAUAUUAUAAAAAUAUGUUUUGUAAAACAAUAAAUAACCGAAUACUAUACUACAAUACGAUAUUAUAUACUAUAGUGUACUAUAAUAAUUAUAAUACUACUUCCCAAUGAGUCGUGAAAUUUAAGCAUAAAAAUGGCAGGGGAUGAGUUUAAAAGUUUACAAAAUUUCAUCUUCCUAGUUUCAUUUGGGUAGUCCUGUAGUGGUGUUCAAAGUUAAAAAUAUCAAUAAUAUAGUAAAAUACUUAAACCUAUAAAACAACUCUCAUACCCGAGUUAUAUCUCAUUCGAUCUGGAAUGAGCCACUAAGUAUACAAAACUAGGGAGAAAUAUAUAAGAGUAAAAGUGUAGUGGAAUGACUGCUAUUUUCGAGGACAUUUGACAAAAAAUAAUUACGAUUCCUCUCCAAAUUUUAACCGCCCAAAAACAAACUUACCGUCGAAAUUUUCUUUCCAAAUGGUCAGCUCGUAUAAUUGAAGGAGAUUCGAUAAUUUGGUAUAAUAAUUUUAGAGGAGCUCCCUCCAUACGUAUGUCGAAAUAAUUACACUUUAACUCGUCAUGAUGAAAAAGUUAUUUUCUGUGGCUAAAAUAUUAUUAAUAUUGUUAUAAACAGGUCGGCCUAUUAUUACUUAAUAGUUUAUUAUCGUUUAUGAAAAUCGAAACCUAUAAUCGGUAUGAUAGAUUCGAAAUUCGGACCUGUUUUAGUGAACGCGUAAUGCGAUUACAUACAUUAUAUUCUAUUAGUAAAAUAUCGUGUUUACGAUCGUGUUCUUAAAACGUGAUAUACAAGUAUUUUUGAAUGAAAACGAAUCAGUGAAGUUAGAUACUAGAAAGGUAUAAAGAAAAAAACGGCCGUGUACGCGCAGGUUAUAGAAUAUUAUAAUAAAUAAUAAUUAUUAAAUUUCCCCGCGUUAAAACUUAAAACGGAGUGUUAAAAAUAUUUAAGUCAUUAAAUAGUCGUUAUGUUUACGAUCACAAGAUUUCAAUAUUUCUUCCAAACAUUUGAUGAAUGCUUAAAAACUUAUUCGAAUAUUUGUAUAGAAAAUGGUCUGGAGUUUGGAGAAAUAUUUGAUUGUGAUGUAAUCCAGACUGAUGGUUUUCGGCCAAAAUUAUUUGUUCACCGAACCAAAAUACCAUCAGUACCUCACUCGAAGUGUGCCAAAUCUAUAAAUUGAAAAAAUCAGAUGAAAAAAUUAUUUUAGAUUCUUAGUGAAAAAAGCAAAAAAACGAUUAUACGAGUAAGUGUGUUCCAUCUUACUACAAUCGUUUACACUACUCCCGGUUAAACAUACCGCACACUAUGGGUAUACUUGCGGUAUUAUAAUAUGGAGUGGAACAUAAUAUUGAAAUUUUGUCUGUUUAUUUGAUAACAGUUAUCAUAUUAAAUAGCGCUGAUUACGUACGACGGCUAUAGAUAGUACUAUUGCUAUACUAUAUCUACAACCUCGUCACUUAAAAAAUACUUAUUAAAGUUCUGGAUUACAUGGUUGCAGGAUGAAAAACGAGACUACUUAACACGAUGAAUAUGAUUAUCUAAUCUUAUUUAUUAACCAAGCUUCGCUCAGAAUCGUUUUUGUAUAAUUAUAUGUGUACAUUUUAGCCACUUGUAUUUAAAAAAACCGUAAUAUAUUUACAAGUUUUCUGAAAUCCUAUAAUUUCUAAUUGAAAAUCAUUCCAGACCCAAUUGACUUGUACGUUUUAACGUCGAAAAGAUUUAAGUAUCAGGAUGUGGAUCAUUAUUAGUAUACGUUGUCGUUGCACACAUAAUUAUUUUAUUUUUCGGUGUAGCCAAUAGCUGCUGAUGAUAUGUCCAAUACCUACGCAUAAUUUUUACAGGAUCGGAUCGCCGGCCGCCGCCGAUGCCGUAGCCAAUACAAAUAAAACUAAAGCAAAAAUCUUUUGGACGACGCUCAGAAAUUAAAAUAUUUUUGCUUCGAAGAUGUGUUUUUGUUUACGUUGAUUCGUUUAUGGUAUAUUUUUGUACCUAGUAAAAGAUCAAAAUUUUAUCGUAUACCUUUAUUGUAUUUGUAUUAUUUAAUUUACUUUGACUGUGAAUUUAUAGCAAAUGUAUUCAUUUUUUAAGCUUAUAUUUCACAAUUCGAGUUAGGUGUUUAAUAUUAUGUAACUAAUAGAACUUAAAAGCUUUAUGAGUUGAAUUUAAAAUUAAAUUUUCGAAUUUUUUUUUUUGUUUUUCCAUUUAUUUUUGCAGUACACGUAAUUUUUUAUAGAUAGGGAGGAUAAAUAGAAAAAAAAAUUUUUAAAAUCUACAUAGGAAUUGUGUACAUAAUGUAAAAAAUUAAAAAGGUCUAUAGGAGGAUCAGAUCCUUUAUUUUAGGUAUCUCUCCCGCUAAUUUUGGACACUUUUAGGGAUUUCCUCUGGACUUAAUAACUUUAAACUCGGAGAUUAUAGAUAUCUUAUAGUUGACGAAAUAAAGUGAUAAGAUUUUGAUUGAAUUUCAUCAUGUUGCGAAAGGAGUGUUUUUUUAACUUUGUACACUCCUAAAGACCCUUCUACACUAAAUUAAGCUUGGUGGAUGGAAUUUUAUAUAAACCGGGUGUAAGUAUCAACGACGUGCUUGUUGGGUGUGUCAACUUUUAACCCCAUAUCCUUAUCAUUUUAAUGGGCAAAUUUCAUUAUUAUUUUGGAUGUACCCUAGCAUAAUUAUUGUAGUAUCUAUAGUAAUUAUUGAAAAUGAUAUUCCUAUAUUAGGUACAAAAUAGGUGAACAAAAUUCGACUCUAAUAGUGACGGAAUUCUAGCUGCUCUCAGGUGUUUGUUUAUUAUUACUUAUUAUUAUUAUUAAUUUAUACUUAUGUUUAUUUCAAAACGAAAAUUUGAUUAAUUAUUAGCGUUUGUUAUACCUAAUCAUAGUCCGAUAAGGUCUAUAUACUAAGGUUAUAAGACCGAAACGAUAUAUUAUUAAAGUCUAAAAAUCGUUAAUAGUUGAUAAAACUAUAUUUUACCAAUUUGUAUGUUAAAUAUAUUUAUAUUUGUUUUAGGGAAUAAUUACAUAUUGCAAUAUAUUUUAUCUUAUUUUAAAAUCUAUAUCAUAUAGUUCGUUCGUUAAAAAUAUAAUAUUGUUGUUAACCGUUACGCGAUAUAAUAGUGUAAUGUAUUAAAAAAAUAUUAUCUUUUUACUGUUGUUAUCUAUAUGAUCUAUAUGGACCUAUAAUGCUUUACUUAUAAAUAUAAUAAUAUAUUAUUAUCUUCUUUUCUUUAAUCAUAAUAAUAAUACAUUAUUGUAUUAUAAUUUUCCGGAUGUAUUGCGAGGAAAAAAAUAAAUCAAUAAUUCGGUACAGACAAAACAGGAAAGAACGAAUACAAUGUGCGCGUAGAAUUGUGUAAAUAAAUUAUCUAUAUUGUAUAGGCGCGGGAAUAGAAAUAUUAUUUUCUCUCGUUAAAUAAUCACAAAACGAAUAUGGCAAAUAUAUUAGUCCGGUUAUUGUAUACCUAGUCAAAACGUCUUGUUUUAAAAUUUAUAUAUAUUCUUUUUUUCACGGUUGCCAAUAUUUUUUUUAGACUUUAGUGACGUAGAUAUAGUACCUAUUGAUUUUAUUUAUGGAGAAUGUAUGUAUGUGAACAAAUUGUCGAUUUUAUCUUUUGAUAACUUACUUCGAUCGAAAACUCAUAAAGUUGUAUAUACUUUGUAGAUGCCGUUAUUUCCGAAAUUCGUAUUCUACUUUCCUAUAAUAAUAAUAAGGAAAACGGGGACUAAUGGUAUUACCUACAAACUUUAUUAUUAUUUUUUUUUAAAUCGAUUUUCUUUUAAGUUAUUAACAAUCAGUAAAAAAUAUAGUCGUAGAGAUCUGAACACUUUUAACCGUAUACUCAGUGGUUAAAGUUGAGUGAAGGGGUGAGAAACGGAGUCUUAUUUAAAGUAAAAUCAACUGUCUUCUUUAGUUUAAGUCCUUGAAGUCCGGGGCGACGCUUUAGCUAUUGUCACUGAGACAUUUGUAAUGAAAUUUUUAAAACACGAAUACAUUUUAUUAAAAAUAAAUUAUUUAAUACCUAUUCGAUUAUAUGUAUACCUAAUCUGAUUCUGUUUUAUUUUAUUUAGCAAAAAAAGGCGUAUGAUAAAAUGUGUAUAAUUAUUAUUUAGAUUUAUAAAAAUUUUAUUAAAAAAAUAAUUUGAAAAAUAUUUUGAAAAUCUUAUCUCCAUAAUGGGUUUCCUGAAAGUUUGGUUGGAUUUAGUUAGCUUUUGAGAACGUUCUUUAGUUUUUGUUAAAUAUGGUCCUCUUCGAAAUUUUGCCCACAUUAAUCACUGUGGUAUAAUUUUGUUAUAGCGGUUUCUAUUUUACUGUAUUUGUGUAUACUGUACACUGAUGUAUACUCUUUGCUUACAGUCAUCUGCCAGUGCAGUAGAAUAGUAGAUUACGCAAAUUCCAUGUAACAGUAUUUUAGUACUAUAUUACAAAUGACACCGUAAAUUUGACCAUAAACCUAUUCUCUAUGGAAUGCGAAUUCAACCUCCGCUCGUCUACUAGGUAGACGCAACUAGGUAUUGACUAAGCGUAAUAGAAAUAACGAAUGGUUCAUCUAAAGCACGAGAUACACAGGGCUGGAAACAAUAUGAUUGGUGGGUGUAGGGUAUACGUUCACUUUAAUGUUGAUGCUAUCUAGAUUUCCAAUAUAAGCAACUAAUAGGUAUUUUUUCGAACAAACAGUUGUUACAUUUAAGGUAUAGGCGUGGCAUUUACAAUCAUAUCUAGUAACCGUAUCGAUAUAACUGGAUCAUUCAUGGCGAUCAACAAAAAUAAUAAUAUUAAAAUGUAAUAAUUUAAAGAGUGACUGCAACUCCCAACAGGCGCUAGCGUUGUUAUUUGAUUUCAAUAUUCGUAUCCAGUUUUGAGUAUCUUAAUUAGUUAUCCAAAGAGAAUAUAAGAAUGUAUUGUUAUGUUUUAAUAUAGAUAACAAUACAUUCUUAUAUUCUCUUUUGUUUUAACAUAGAUAAAUUACGUGUGAUUAGUUAAUAAUUUGGAAUAAUAAUUUUAAAUUUCUAUCGACAGUUUAACAUAUUUGUAGAUUUUUCCCCCAUGAUAAGUCCAUCCGAUAGUUCUGUUUCUUUUGCUCAAUAUCGACCCGUGUUUUCUCUCUCUAAACGCAAUCCAUAAUUAUUAGAUCUAUGAGUUUGACGGUGUAACUAUGUAUAGGUUAUGUUUUAUACGUGUUUUGUGUGUGAUCUGUACUUAGGUUGAUAACUAUCAAAAUUAAAAGUUGUUACCAAAUUAACGAUAUAUUACGAUAAUACGAAAACUAUAUUCCACGUCUUCGUAUUAGAAGCGUUGCAUAAACAGUAGGGGGACCAAGAAUAAAAAAAAAAAAGAAAAAAACCCUUGACUACCCUAAUAGACAACUAAAGUAUUAGAUCAUCUAUGUUGGUCUUGACCAAAACGACCGUACCGAGUAGGAUCGUUGACGGCCGUAUACGUUAUAAGAUAACUCGUUCUUAUGUUAAAUCGAGAAAAAAAAAACGUAUGACACAACGUUUUAUGAACUAAUUAUUAGGACCGUGAUAAGAGCUGAACCCGAUACCACAAUAAAAUCGAUUGUUUUGUUGACAUAUAAGAAAAAACCCGAUUUUAUUCAUAAAGCCGGUUUUAUUCAAUUAAACCGCAUAUUAUUCGAGCGUCCUUAAAUUAAAAGUGGUUUAUCUUAUUUAAACCAUUUUAAGUUGUUUACACGAUACAUGACUAGGUAAAUCGCUUUAAUUUUAAAACUAUCUAAACGUAGUAAAUUUCUAGUUUGUGCUGCGGAUACUUGGCUGUUUAGGCCACGUGCCUAACAUAAUGCACUCGUGCAGUAUGAUACACCGACCGCGUGUUGGACAACGUUGUUAGUAAUUAUUAUGAUUCCAAAACAGGUUAUAAUUUGAAAAUGUUUGUUUUCUUUUUUUUCGAAUUGUUUAUUUUAUACUAGAUGUACCAAUACUCUAUAGGUAUUUGAAAUUAUUUAGUAUUAUUAUGUAAAUAUUAUGUACACUAGUCACUAGGUAUAGGAUUUCGGUCUCGUAUAAUCGUUAGAGUAUUCGCUGAUACAACGAUCGUAAUUAUUGUUAAUAGUGUUCUUAUAAUAUUAUAUGUUAUAUCACUGGAAAAAUAAUUUUUUAGAGCAAUAAUUGUCGCCGUUCAUGAUUUUUUUCUGUUACAAGUACAACCGCCGCAACGUGAAAACCUCCGAAACUCGUUCUUUUUUAUACCGUCACAAAAUUCGUUAUCUAUAAAUUAUAUAUUUAUAAACAGAACGUAGUGGUUUUUUUUUUUUUUUUUUGCGCCGAAAUACGAAUGAUUCUCCGACGAUUUCGGUGACAUGCGAAAUUCCCGACGGCCUAGAACAUCAUACAUAUUAUAAUAUACCUAUUAUCUAUUCAUAAACUCGUAAUUAUAUCGUCUUUUCGCAAACUAAAAAUGCGCAGUCACCGAGCGAUGGUUUUUUUUUCUGUACAUAAUUUAUUCACGGGCGAGAUAACGCACAGUUUAGUAACAUCAGACACGCAUCGUAAAAAGCUCGUUGCAUUAGGUACGAAUAUCUUUUCGGCAAUAAUCGCUGUCAAAAAAAAAAAAAAAAAAAGCCGUAACAAUUUUACAUAAACUCGUACUCAAAACCGAAAAACCGUCAGCUUUUUUUAAAAUAAAAGUAUGUCAGAAAAUUCAAUCCAUUUAAAUGGUAAUUUUCGCACUUUACGCCGCCGCCGUGCCGUGUAAACGUGCGGUUGUCAUAACCGUUUAUGCGCAAAUUUAAUUCACUCGGCGGUGCAUGACGACCCGCACUUAUAUUGGUAAACGCCUGGGCGGGUUCGGAGUUUGUAUAGUAGGAAAAAUUUGUUGUUUUUUCUUCUUCUUCUUCUCGCGACCACGUCAAAACCGAAAAUCAUCCCGUCGCCGUGAUAUUUUCGUGAUCGUCCUCUCCCCCUCUCCCCUCUGGCCUUCGGCCGUGUGGCGGCGUACAAUUUCGGAAACGGAUUUGUUUAUGGAAAUGCACGUCGCGCUAUUUUUAAAAUUACGACAUCUUUAACGCUGUGAUAGUGUUUAUACGUACGAUUACGUACGCGGCGCGUGCACAUCACGUAAGUUUGAACUAUACGUCUCCAGGCGUCUACCGGUAAUAGAUAAAAUAAGAGCGUAAGAAAAAAAAUAGCAAAAAAAAAAAAAUAAAAAAAUUUACGUAUUAUGUAAAGGUAUAAUAUUAUAAUGUGUAUAUAGAUAGAUAGGUAUAGUAAUAAUCAUAGUCAUUAUCAAACACAAUAUUAUAAUCGUUACGCUCAAGAAUAAAUUCGAUUAUAUUUCGUGUGUCGUCGGUGUGUAGAAUAUACGACGCGUUACUCUUAUUUUCGAAAAUCGAACCGAAUAUUAUUACCGAUUGAACCAAUUUUAUCGUAACAAAAUUAAUUUAUUAUAUUUGCAUUGGCACAGCAACUGUAUACGACGACUGUUGAACGGUAAAUUGCGAAAGGAUUAACACUUUUUUUUUAAAUUCGAUCUGUAAACCGGACAAAAUAAAUACGAAACUGCGAUAAGACGCGUAUUAUGCUAACUGCGAUAAUGUUCGAACGACAUAAUAUAGGAGGUAUAUAUUCAACAGUAUAAUAUAAUAAAAUGAUUUAAAAUAUUCAUUUAUAAAUAAUGAGCCGUCCGUAGUAUUAUCUUCUAUCGGAUAUCAAUAUCACGAGUAUCACGAUCAAUAUCAAAAGUCAUAAGUCUAAAUAACUGUCACCGAUUCUAAACGGUACAUCGAGUAUAAUAUAGGUACUAUAAAUUCAAGGUAUCGGUUUUAAAAUUAUGAUAAUUAUUUUGAUGUUAGAUGUCAGUGAAAACAGAGUGCGCAAAAUAAUUUUUUACAAUACAUUAUACUGUUUUAAAAUAAAUUGUCGCAAUCAGUAUUAUGUACUUUAUCGGUUUUAUCGCAGUUUAUAUUUUCUUUUGUUCGUAGUUUACAUUCUCGACCAUAGAUUACACUUUUUUUUCAACAAAUCGUCUUUUAUAGAUCACCUUUUUCCCCCCAUAGAUUACUAAUUUUUUUCAUAAAACAUUCCUUUUUUACCAUAGAUCACCCUAUAGACCAGUUUUUAUAUAAUCUAUGUUAUUUCAAGAAUCAUUUCGUGUGAAACUAUUUCAGUAAUAUAUCAGUAUAAUUAAAGUACAAUGUGUAGUAAAUCUGUUGAAAUUUGUUGAAAUAAUAAUUUUUCGUACCAGUUUCAAGCCUGCAGUAAUCACGAAUAUAUUUUUCGAGAUUAUUUAAACAGUUGUAAGUAAUUCGGUAUAACUAUAUUAUUGUAAAUUAUUAAAAUAAAUUGCUGUUAAAAUCGUUCUUAAUAAAUCUAGAAACCCGUGUCAUCAAAAUCACUACAAGAAUAAUAAUUUUUAGUUUUUUUCCUUUUAUUUAAAUUCUAUUUGACGAAUAUGGUAUUCUGUUCGACCUUAAAAUUCAGGGUUCAUCAUUUUAUGUAUAUUCUUUUUAUUAUAAGUGUUUAAAGACUAAUAUUAUAGGUCUAUACAAUGCAGGCUAUAUAAUGAAACAAUAAUCAAAAUCAAUAAAAAAUAAACGAUAGGAUUCUCGGCGACUAAUUUGCACGUUAAUAUACGCUUUGAGUACUGCAGACUGUGACGCUUAUGUGUGAUAAUAAAUUAUGUGUGUUUACUCGUAAAGAAAAUUAUAUAUAUUUAAUAAACAUUUUUUUUUUAAAAAUAGGCAUUAAGUAGCAUUUGCUGGCUUUGCCUUUCUGACGAACGUAAUAUUGUAAAAAUGUGUUCACGCAAAACACACGAAAAAACCUUUAAAAUCGUGGUUUUAGAGAUAAAACGUUUGUAGACGAUGAGGUCCAUGUCGGUGUGUAUUUUUUCUAUAAUCCCUUGUGGAAAUAGGACUGUACCUAUGUAGAAUCGACAAAUGUGAGGACAUGCACUGUGAGAACACAUGCAUAUUUUGUUGUCUCUGACGUAUACAAAUGCACGACCUAGUAAAUUUGCAUUCGGCCGAAUCAAUUUUGAGUUUUUGUUUUUAAUAUUAGAGCGAAUUGUUGUCAAAUUUAAAGGUAAGCACAUUAUCUGUGUUUGUACGUUUUAGUUUUGGCUUAAGCUCUUUUUUAAGUUGCAUUAUUCCACACACUCGUGUGUCGCUUGAAAAUUAAAAUAACGUUAAAACAAUCGACGAGCAAACACAAAUGCAAUGUCUUUUUAUGUUUGAUAACAGGUCGAUUCACUGAAAUGUCAAAACCAACAAACCAAAAUCAGUUCUGCUGUACCUUUCCAAAUUUGUUAAAAAGUGCUGUUUAAAGACGUUUUUUAAAACUGUUUUUAAGACUGAAACAAUAAACGUAUGACGUGCAGCGUUCUCUUUUAACCAGACCGGUCUGCGAUCAUUAGAUUAUUCGCACUUUUGUAAACGCGUUUUACGUAAUAAAAAAAAAAAAAUGUUCUCAUGAUGUUUAUUUUUUUGAUCUGUUUUCCGAACGAUUAUGAUAUUUAUAUAUGAUACGGUAUUGCAUAGGUGUUACGCAACGGGAACGUAUAUAAUAUUAUUACAUAUUCGUUUAUCAAAAUGUAAUUUCAACUAUAGGUCUAAAAUUAUCUACCGUGCAUCUUUUUACGGGCAGCGAAAAAAAAAAACUAAAAAAAUCGAAAUAAUGAUCUAAUAUAUAAAGUAUUAAGUAUAGUACAAUGGUAUGUAUAGUACACAGUCACUGUGGUGAAAUACAUGAUAAUAUCAUCGCGUUAUCUGUCUGUGUCGAUCUAAUAUAUUAUAGCAAAAAUAUGUUUUCGUACUUCCAAUAGUACUGGACCGUAUAAUAAAAUAUAGACCCGCAACAAUAAUUGUUCCAUCAAAUCAAAAACAUUUACUAUGCUAAAUCACUUGGGAAAUUUUUUUUUUUUAUAUCGGGACUUCAAACCUAAAAAAAACAAAAAUUAUUGUUUCCUUAAUAGUAGAUUGUCCGGUGAAUGUAACGAGAAUGUCUAGUGUAGUAAAUGUCACCGGAUUUAAUUCGGUGGAAUAAUCUUCGAUUUGGAUCCCCCGAAUCCCUGGAAAACGCAUUUUUACUAUAUCGCUCGUUAGACAGACAGAACCGGUGAAUGUACAUUACCGUGACGUCCUCUUAAUGCGCUUAUUGAUGGUACCAAUUAUUUUGAUGUAAAUUCUAACGCGGAUAUAAAAUAUUAUGAAAUCAGAAAUAUAAUACGGGGAGGAGAGGGGGGAUAAGCCUUGACGUAAAUACUGUUGCAGUUGUUAUUGUUAUUUUUACGUGAAAAAAUACGAGUAGACAACAUUAAAAAAAAAAAAAAAAAAAACAAUUGUAUCAUAUAUAUUCUCCGGGGAUUAUCGUUGACUUUUUAUUUUUCUUUUAAAAACCAAAAGUUAUUAUUAUUAGCAGUAGUAGUAGUAGUAAUAGUAAUAGUAAUAGUAGUAGUAGUAGUAGAAGUAGUAGUAGUAAUAGUAUUAUUAGUAUAAUGCAGCACCGCAUAGAAUUGUGCUGCUGUUGCAAUAAACCAUACAGUAUUAUAUUCAAACGUUUAUCUGAUCGGUAGUUUUCGAACAUCACGUGAAUCGUUUAUGAUUAUAAUAAUAUUAUUAUGUACCUAUGUAUAUUGUUAUAACACAUACGUUCGCGGUGAUAACAAAAUUGACAAAAUAUAAAUGUUCUCAUACAAUAUAAAUUAUGAUAAGUAUACAAUAAUAAUCGAGCCGGUAAGCGAGCGUUCGCAAUGGUGGUCACUCUGCGGGGCAAACAGCUGUCGAGUGGUCUAGCGUAGACUCGAAUAAUAUUAUUCAGUUGCAUGCUAGCUGCCAGUAAAAAAAAUUUUUUUUUAAGUUUCGUGUGAUCUCUCUUGUACGCUUUUUUUUGAAAAAAAAAAAAAAAAACGAAUAGCAUAUUAUAUUAAAUUAUUAUUAAAUUGUUAUUAGUUUCGAUUCGUUUCGUUUCGUUUUUUUUUUUUUUAAUUAUUUAGAUCUAAAAAGUUUACAUUUUCCUAUUAGCAGUACUUACGGAAAAAAAAAAAUACCGUUUUUUAAAUUCGUUCGUUUUUAUUUAUUAUUUAUUUAUUUACUAUCAUUAUUAUUAUUUUUACUCUAAAGGUAAAUCUAUUUGGCAAAUUAUUUGAAUUAUAUUAUUAUUAAUAUUAUUAUUACUAUCACUUUACUGUAUACUUGUUAUUUUUAACUAUUUUAACAUUGACGCGAUCGGUGCGUUUUUUGUAAAUUUAAAGUCGUUUUUCCGAGAUGUUUCAGUGACGGGGCGGGUAUCUCACCGAUUUUUCGUUCCCCGUUUAAAUUUUAAUUUCGUCGUUUUCCUGCUGUGCCGCCGCCGGCUCUCUCUCUCUCUCUCUCUUUCCCUCUGGUCGCCGACGGAAUUUUUCCCGUGAGCUAUUCGCGGAGCGUUCCGGACCCGGUUAUCAAACUUUUCCGAGCGUUUUCAUCGUUUUUCGGUCCGGUAUUUUCAUCACGGAUAUGUCGGUGAAAUCUAAACCAUAAAAUUCUCUAUUCGUAUCGUGUUUAAUAUUUUAUUGUGUGACGCAAUUCUAUAGAAUUUUAAAUACCACCAUCGCCGUUUUAUAAUAUGUCAACAUGAAGUGUCGUGCGCGUUUUCAGUCGGUACUGCCGCGCGCACACAUGGUCGUCUGUACAGUAGGUACAAUUAAACUUAUAUAGAGCCGCAAACCGUUUAGAAGAUAAUAAUUUUUUUUUUUUUUUUUUGACUUUUAACGAUAUAUACGUAAUUGUUAUCUUAUAAUACGACGACUGCGGUGCAAUAACGACGAACUCAUUCGAUAAACGGUCGUAUUUUCGAGAAUUGCAGGUACGGGACGAUCUCGUAGUAGUAGUAAUAGUAGUAGUCGUCGUCGUCGUCGUUAACAUAAUUUAAGUUGUUUCGUUUUUUUUUCCGGUAAUUUUUUUUUUUUUAUCACUUUUACUUUUCCCCUCGGCGUCGUCGAGUAUAACAAAUUAUUAUUAUUCAACUACGCCAAUUAUAUACACAUUUAUGCGUGUUCGGUAUGUUUUGUUGGCUCCGGCGGCGGCGGCGGCGUCGUCGUCGUCGUCGUCGUCGUUGAUGAAUAUUUGUCGUGUGCUUGUCGUGCUGCUGCUGCUGCUGCUGCUGCUGCUGCUGCUGAUGCACCAGGUAUUCUCUCGCCUCGCAAAGCCGGUAGUCGUUUGGUCGGUCGUUUUAGUUGUUUCUUUCUCUUUUUUUUUUUUUUUUAUUGACGUGUAAAUUAUCAUUUCUCCCCCCUCCCCGCGGUUUUUAAUUAGUAUACCCAUUAGCGAAACGACUAUUUCUUCGGGUUUUCCUCCCCCCCCCCCCAAAAAAAAUAUCGUUUUUGUAGUAUUUUUUUUUUUUUGAAAAUUGGCGUUUGUCGCCCAGCGGCGGCAGUAGACACGUUCGUGUAAAUAAAUAAAUAACGAUAGUAAAAAAAAAAAAAAAAAAAUUAAUGUCAGCGCAGUUAACUGUUGUAAAUAACGCACAUAAUGUGUGUAGCAUUUUAAGCCAGUGUAGUUCGUUGACCCAAACAUAUUAUUCGUAUUAUUACGUAGAUUAUUUUCUAUUAUUAUUAUUAUUGUUGUUAUACAGCGGCGGGUAUAAUUGAACGCGGAGGGGAGGGGUUUUUUUUCACGUUGACUAAUGCAUUAACAGCCUUUGAAAAUCUCGUGUAUCAUGAUAUCAGGCCGUCGCGACGAGAAACCGCGAGACUUGACGAACGAUCGUCGCGAAACACGAUAAUUAUUGCAUUAGUGUUAAUAUACAGCUGUCGUGUGUGUGUGUAUGUAGAGUACACGGUUCCCUUAGACGUAUACGUAUACGUAUAAAUUAUAAUGAAUAAGUAUGAAUGAAAUUGUUUAUUUUUAACGGCGCGGAGGCGAUUAAAUACGAUUGUAUACGGCCAAUUAAAAAAAAAAAAAAAAAAAAAAAAAAAAAAAAAAAAACGGAUCGCGGUUUCGGUCGAAUAAUACACAUAUCGUAACUGGGAGUGUCUUAUACACGUAUAUAAUAAUAAUAAUAUACGGUACACAAAUUGAUAAUAAUAAUGCAAAAGCAGUAUACCCAUAGACCCAUAUACGUGUAUCAUGCUGCGCCAGUUAAUAAGCGGAAUAUUAUAAUAUUAAUAAAAUAAUAUUUUUUUUUUUUUUUUUUUUCAAUUUUUUUAAUGGCCGGGCGCGCAUAGGUUAAUUCCGUUAAGAAAACGAUAGCGGCCCGUAUUUAUAAUACAUUAUAGGUAACGUAAAUAAUAAUAAUUACUAGUACCCCAUUAUUGUGUUAUAAUAAUAUUUCGGUAUAGCCGCCGUUGAUGACGCUACAAAAAUCUAGUAGGCAGUGAUGUAGUGUAAUAUUGGCGUAAUCUUAUCGGCGUUAUUACAUUUGAUUAUAAUUAUUAUUAUUAUUCGUGCGAACCGUACAGUUACAUCAAUUAUUGUUACCACCACUACGGCCACUGUUAUAGUAUACCACUAUCACAACCACCACCGCCACCGCCGCCGCCACCGCCACCACCGCCACCACCGCCGCCUCCCAGCAGCAGCGGCGGCUAUGAUAACGGGCGCUGCACACAGUCCAUCGUUAAAUUAGACGAUUAGGUAACCGAACGGCCUUGAACUUUUCUCACGCAUAAAUACCGAAAUCUUCCAAUCGAAAAUAAUCCACUACACACUUACUGCGACACGCCGCCGCGCUGCUCGCUGCUGCUACUGCUGUUGCUAUUGCUAUUGCUACUGCUGCGACACGCGCACGCAUAACGUUGCAAAAUAUUUCGGACGUUCCGCAUUAUCCUACUCUCAUGUUACCUUUACCGCUUUUGCCGUGAACUUCUGGCCAAUCGAAAAUAAACGUCCCAAUUGGCACAUUCUUUUCGGCCGCCGGUUGCCAACUAGGAGUAGAAAAAAAAAAAAAUAAAAAAAUAAGAAAAAAUACAACUAGAGAGGAAUAAAUUAGAAUAGUUAAAAAAAAAAAAAAAUCCAAACGGAUAAUAAUUGUUAUAAAAGCGUUUUUAACGAUUUCGGUUCCUUCGUUUUGCAGUGGAGUGGAACACGGCGACGAGAUCUACUCUCUGUGCCAGAUACCGGUAGUCGUCAAGACCGAAGUGCCGGAUAAUUCCUCGUUACCGUUGCCGCCGUCGCCGCCCGCACUGCUCUUAGUCCAGAAAGUGUCGUCCACAGAGAAAAUCAUCAAACCCAAGUGUCUGGUGGAUACCACUACGUUCUUGUUGCCGUCCGGCGACGGAAGAGUUUACUUGCCCGAAGAGAAAACCGACAAGCCCGCUGCAAAAGCGUCUGAAGUACCGGCGACGACGACCACCAUAGCGGCCACAAGCUCCACGUUCAACGUCAUCAAGAAAAAACCCAUCGUCUGUUCGGAAAGCCCGAAAGCCACCACGGCCAAAAUAUUCGCCCCUCGAACCGAAGACAUGAACAAAGGAUUUUUGACGUUUUCCGACGACGACACGGGACUGACAAGUAAGUCCGAAAAUCUCUAGUUUGUCCGUAUAAUUUUAUUGUUUCUAUAAUUUUUCCUAACGUGUUCUCAGUGCUCAAAGACGAACCGGAAGACUUGACUCACUUGGCCCCGACGGCCGGUGACGUGUGCGUGCCGUUGGACACUUGCGGUAUUGGUCACCUGGGUUUCGUCAUGUCUGACGUACUCGACGACUUGAUCCUGACCGACUGUUCCCUGGCGCCGUUCGACUCACUGCCUGCUUCGUCCCUUCACGACACGUACUCGUCGACCCGUUCGUCGUCGCCGAUGCACCACCUCGGGGACGAUCUGUCACCGCAGACCGCCGAUCUGUGCGACCCAACCAUGUCCUCGCUGCUGGGCAUCGACCUGGACAACAGCCAAAACGACCUGGACCUAGACUUGUCUCUCAAGAAUCAAUUCAUACCCAUGUACGAAGACGACCUAUACCCGCUGUUGUCGGACGAUCUGCUAUGGGGCGACGACAGGUUGCCGUCUCCGAAACCGGCCGCGAACGGCAGCAGCUGGUAAGUGACGCCCAGGAAAGAGUUCUCCGCUCUAGCCGCAGACGAGCGUUCCGUUUCUAAAUACCUAAAAUUGUACCGUUUGGACGUUACAGGCAUUUACCGACGACGGAAACGGUGCAAGACGGCCGCGGAAAAGACGCCGAGCCCAGCUUAGCCCAGUUGCUAAAGACCGAAGCGAACUCAUCCAGACAGCAGCAUUUCGACAGCGGUGGCGGUCAUCAGAUAAACGGCGGCAGUGACUCUUGGGGAUCGAUCAGCAAGAUGUUGCACCAGCGGUACAACGCCAGUGCGGGUUCCGCGGAAGCGACGGGUGAGAGAUUCGGGGACAAUAGUUCUUCGAUUCGUUGUUGACGGUAUCGGGCGGUAUUGACUUUUUAUCGUGCAUUGUGUUUGUUCGCAGACGACGUAGACACGAGGACAAUCGGCGUCAAGCGUGUGGGGCCGACGAACGCGACUUCGGCCCCGUCGUCGUGGAAACGGUGCAAACAAGAAGAAACGGCCAAGCAAGGCGCGUCCAACAGCGUGCUCAUGAAUCUGCUGGUCAGUGGUUGCGACGUGAGUGCCGGUUACGUGUGUUUCACGUCGGCAAAACCGAAAAAAGUGGUGACGGCGGCGUCGGCGACGGUCACGUCGCCGCAGCGCGGUCAUAAUAAUCCCUCUCGUUUUUACGAGCAGCAUCGGCAGACGCAGCCGCAGCGACAGAAUGCGGUGACGGCAAAGUGAUAACAGUGACGCCCCGUUUGUCUAACCGGUGAAACGUUUAGAUAUGAAAAAUUUAGAUAAAUAUAUGUAUUGAGUACGGUGCGGUGUAUUCUCAUCGGCCGGCGGCGCCCCCAUGAUUCCUGCGACGUCGUCCCUGCAUGUUGUAUAUGUAUAGUUAUUAUGAAAUAGACACACCGUAUACAAUAUAAUAUAUUAGAAAUUACUUUCUGGCUUUUGGCGUCCACACCGUGAUAUUAUUGCAACGGUCUUUGUCAUUUUUUUAUUAAUGAUUUAGUAGAAGAAAAAAAAAAAGUAGAAAGAAAGAAGAAGAAGAAGAAGAAGAAAAAAAAGAAAUUGCAGCAGUCGAAUUUUCACAGCGGCCGUUUAUAAUAAUAUAGCGUGUGGACGGUUUUUUUCCGGGGAAUUUCAAAUAUAAGAAACACGUAAUAUAAUAACAAUAAUAUAUUACAUAUUAAACUGUAUGAGUAUAUUGUUUAUUAAUGUUUCUUAAAAAUGAAAAAAAACUAUAAAAAACCAAUUAAAUAUAUAUAUAUUAUAUAUGUAUAUAUAUAUAUUUCAAAACACUAUUAGUCGGUAUAUAAUAAUAUAUAAAAAUAAUAAUAAUAAUAAUUAAUUGUCGUUUAGUCAUUCUAUAUGUAAUAAUAUGUGUACACGACGUUAGACCGUUAGACGGCUAACGUUUUCAGAUCCUGUGAUGUUUUGUAACCAACUAUAAUAUAUUAUGCAAACAUCGUUGCGAAUUGUUUACUACUACCAUUUUAUUCAUAUAUUACUUGUAAUAUAUAAUAUUAUAUAGUUUAUAUAUAUAUAUAUAUAUAUAUAUAUAUAUACAUAUAUACAUUUUAUUUUGUUUUAAAAAUAAUUUUGUCAAAUAAUAAAGAACGAAACAUUUUGGUUUUUAUUGGUCUCUUGUUGAUCCUUUCAGUAUUAUUUUAUAGUAGUGUAUCAACAGCUCCUCCUCGACUCGAUACGAAGAUCGAUAAAACACAAAACCGUGUACAGUGUACAGUGUUUAUUUAAGGGCUCUGUGUUCCAAAACCAUAAUCAGUGUCAUCCUGUGGAACGAAUCUAAAAGUUUUUGAAGAAUUGGUCGGUGUACGUUUUCGACAGACCUUCUUUUAAACCUUUAAAAUACCCGUGUAUUUCAAUACGUUUUGUCGGUUGUUAUUAUGGAGGGCUUACAUUUUCACAGCCCUAUUGCAUUUUGCGCCCUAGUAACCUCUAUAAGAUAAACAGUGCAUACAAUAUAUUGUAUAUAGAUGUUAUCCUGUACGUUUAGAAAAUAUUAUUCAUUAAUUUCUGACUGCAGUGGUGCUAGUAUCGUAUAUAGUUAACUUUAUAAUCAUCGUUAUUGCCAAUGUCGAUGAAAUAACUCUUUAUCGUGUAUUCUUGUUGGUAAAACCUAAAGUAAUAUCGGUCUAUGUGUUUUUUAUGCUGAAAAUUUAUUGUACAAAUUAUUAAAAUUAAUGAACAUUUUUACUAUAAAAAUAUGCGUCCGGAAUGCCAAGUGGACGAUAGUUAUAUUGUUAUAGAAGAAAUUCGAAAACAGUAACAAUGAUAUCGGGCGCAUUGCAAAAUAGUUUUAAUUUAUGUUCUGAAAGGAUUUAAUUUUACUGAUGUACAAAGGUUAGGUUUAUAUAUUUAUUUAAUUGGAAUUUCAGGGAAGGGGUGAAUUCAUCCCCUAUGAUGAUUAGGUUAUUUACACAUUUUCUUAAAUUCCCGUUGAAGAGGAGAGGGGGGAGAAGUUGGGCCCCAGUCACUACGUUAAUGACGGUUUAAAAACUAUAUUAAUCAAGGAUAUAUCACAUCAUCAGUCGACCGACGAGGAGCAUGAUGCCGCCGGUUAGGUUAAUUCUAACGCUAAGCUGGAUUAUGGUGAAUCUCAAACCGAACCCGAUAUUUUACGCCGAGUAUUUAAAACUUAACCCCUUACACUAUAUUAUCACUUUGUCGUCGCGGGAACAACAGUGACACUGACUAAUGCCGUUGUUGUCGCCGUCCGUUUACCAAAUUUGUCAAUUUGUGACGCGUUUUUUUCAUCCGUUUUGUUUUCAUUUUGCAGGGCAAAUCGCCAGCGGGAAAAAAAAUGUUGGUCGACGGCGUAUCGACCAUGCCACGGCACCGAUCUCGGCUAAAGAGCUCGUGUCUCCUGGACCCCGGCAGCACUGCCAUACCGUCACUGAUGGACUUGACCGAACAAGACUAUGAUGUGAACGCCCCGGCUGGCGGAAAACUGCUACAGGGUUCGGAAUUGCUGAAGGCUUUGGAAAUCGGCGGUGGCUAAACGCAGGUUAUUGCCUUUCCGCCACGAGCAAGAGACCGAUAGAGAAAGAGCGAGCCGUAAUCAAUAACGAUAAUAUAAUAAAUUUAUAUCCCAUAAUAAUGAUAAUACAUAUAUAUUUAUAUACAUAGAUUUAAAAUUAUGCGCAUUUUUUUUUUUUUUCAUUUUCUAUCGCGUACCAUGUUAAUUAUUAUAAUAUAAUGUAUAACAAUCACGUGUAAUCGGAAAUAUGAAAUAGAGCGGCUAUCACCGAACGUUGAGUGCAGAAUCAUGAAAAAAAAAAAACAAAUGAAUAUUCUUCCGAUUUAUUAUCUCAAAACUCAUGAAAUCAAUGGAUAUUUUCGAUACUUUUCUAUUAUAUUAUUAUCCGUGUACGAGUCGUCACUCUCGAAAAAUCAUACUUAUGAUUUUUUUUUUUUUUAAUUUCGACUUCUUUUCGAAUUAUUUUGUCAAAAAUUGUACGUCGCUCUGCUUGUUAUAUGCAUUACCGGUACUAACCUUAUUAUUAUUGUUUUUCAUUUAUAUCAUCGCUUCUUACCGCUUAGAUUUUUUUUUUUUUUUUAGGUUAAAUUUUAUUUUUAAGAAAACCGAAAAAUACACUACGCAGUGUGGGAGGAACAGAUUGGUAGUUUUUAAAAAUAAUUCCCCUCCCUUCCUGUUUGCCUUUUAAAAUUAUAUGUUGUGAUAUUUUAACACAUAUAAAAAACCAAAGCUGUUUACACAAUAGUAAUAUAGGCAAGUUUGAACGAUUUUUUUCUUUACACACAUCAACCAAAUAUAUUUUUUAUAAAAUGUAAUCUUGUACCUUAGAAUUUUUUUUCUAAAUAUAUAAUUUUAUUUUGUAAAUUGUUUAAUCUCUUUUUUUCUUCUAUGAAAGAGACGAAUAAUUAUGAAGGAUUAACAAUCUGUUACAAAAUCUCAAUAACGGAAGUUUAUUAUUAUUUUUUUUUUUUUUUAAACUGUAAAAAUCAUUGUGAAGUAUAUAUUAAUGUGCCUUUUUUUUUCUUUGUUUAGUAUAUUAUAUAUUGUGUAUACGAAUCUUAAAAUUUUUCUUUAUUCAUACUUCUGGCAAACAAUAAAAAUAAUAAUAUGUUAUGUUGUACAGUGAAUUGUGGUGGUGAUGGUUUUUUGUAUAGAAGAAGUCCGAACGCUCAAAUAUUAUUUUGUAUAAUUCUUUUUAAGAUGGAAAAAUUAUAUUUAGUGUUAUUUUAUUGUAAUAUAUAAUCGGACAUUAACGUGAUAGUAUGUAAGCGUAAGUUAUUUUUCGAUACAUUUCUUUAAUUUUGUUUAAUUUUAAUUUUACUUUUUUCUUCCCUCAACAUAGUUAUUUUUAUUAGUCUUAAGCAGAUUGUGCAUUGUGUUGCUAACGUUCAUAUUAUAUUAUUAUUAUUAUAUUAUAUAAAUUUAUUUUAUUAUAUUUAGAUAUUAUAUUUUAUUUAAUACAAAACAUAACCA